UUCUAACACAGCAAGGCAGUGAGACCAGAAAUGCAAAACCUGUUUGUUAUUUUACUGUACAUAGCGUGAAGAAAUAAAUACCUUAAAAUCAAAUAAUUCCAAGUUUAAUGUUACUCACACGAUGAAUGGGAAAAGCCACUCAUGUCCACGAUUCAACAAAAGGUUAGUAAAUAAUAUUUAUCUGUAUGUUUCUAUAUAGAUAUGCCUUACUUCCUGUAGCUAGUUUCCAAUAUUACCAAAAGCCACACUGUGAGAUACUGUAAAUAAUACAGAAUACAUUUUGGUGAAUUGGUAAACUGAGGCCAAAAUAGCUGCAUUGUGGACUUUUUUUUCCCCAGUUCAGAUGUUUUUUUCAAAUCAGCUAGUUUAGCCUACAACUUACAAUUUAUAGAUUUAUUCAUUUUUAUUUUUUAUGUUUUUUGUUUUUGUUUUGUUUUUUACCAGAAUUCACUGUUCAGUGAAUUAACAACAAAGGGUAGCCAUAUCUUGUAUCAGUUAAACAAGUGAUACAAGGUGACAUGUUUUAUGUAUAAAGUAGCAACAUCACUAAUUAUUCUAACAAUUAUUCCCUAAAGUGAAAAUUCCAAGUGAAUUCAAAUGGAAUUUCCCAUUUAAGGCCAAAGUAGCCGAGCUGGUAGCAUAAAUGGUUGGAGAAUGCUUUCAGUUCAGCUAUUUUGACCUUAAAUUUGAAAUUCACUCUGAAUUCACUUGGAAAUCUCACUUUAGUGAAUAACCGUGUAAAUAUUAAUAAGCAGCAGAGUGAAUAGAGCUAGAACCCAUUGAAUUAACCCCUUAAGGACUGGGCUGUUUUUGCGAUGUUGUACAUUUGCGACCAGGCAUAUUUUUACACUUUUGUGGUGUUUGUGUUUGGCUGGAAUUUUCCGCUCUCUCAUUUACUGUUCCCAUACAAAUUAUAUAUUGUUUUUUUCAGGACAAAAGGGGCUUUCUUUACAUACCAUUAUUUAUAUAAUCUCAUGUAUUUUAAUUUAAAAAAAAUAAAAAAAAUAUGAUGAAAAAUUGAAAAAAAAAUACAUGUUUUUUGACUUUUACUUGAAAAAUCUUUUACUCAUCUACAAAAGCGAAUUAAAAAAACUGCUAAAUAGAUUCAAAAUUUUGUCCUGAGUUUAAAAAUACCCCGUGUUUACAUGCUUUUUUUUGCAUGUUAUAGGGCUAUAGGUACAAGUAGAAUAUUACGGUUUCAAAACAUAAAUUUUUUAAAUUUAUCAAUAGUGACAUUGUAACACUAUUAUCUGUCAUAAAUCUCUGAAUAACACCCCACAUGUACAUAUUUUUUUUAAAGUAGACAACCCAGGGUAUUCAAUAUGGGGUGUGUCCAGUCUUUUUUAGUAGCCACUUGUCGAAAACACUGGCCAAAGUAAGCAUUCAUAUUUGUUUGUGUGUGAAAAAAGUAAAAAAACUAAAUUGAACGCUAAUUUUGGCCAGUGUUUGUGACCAAGUGGUUACUAAAAGACUGGACAUACCCCAUUUGCAAUACCUUGGGUUGUCUUCUUUUGCAAAUGGUAUGCCAUCAUGGGGGUAAUUCUCAUUCCUGGGCUACCAUACGCUCUCAAAGGCAACGUAACCAAACUGGCCAUUUUCAAUGUAAAAAUAUUUGACCCAUAUAUUUGACCUUGUAACUUUCAAAAAUGCUAUAAAACCUGUACAUGGGGGGUACUGUUUUACUUGGGAGACAUCGCUGAACACAAAUAUUAGUGUUUAAAAACUGGAAAACGUAUCACAACAAUUAUAUCAUCAGUAAAAGUGCUGUUUGUGUGUGAAAAAUGCAAAAAAGGUCACUUUCACUGACAAUAUCAUCGCUGUGAUAUGUUUUACUGUUUUGAAUCACUAAUAUUUGUGUUCAGCGAAGUCUCCCGAGUAAAACAGUACCCCCCAUGUACAGGUUUUAGGUUGUCGUAGAACGUUACAGGGUAAAAUACAGUGCUAGCAAAUUCAAUUCUCUGGAAUUUCGGCCUGGGUUGGCAGGCAGGUCCCUUAAAUUGCAAUCAAUAAAAUUACUGAAUUAUGUAAAACUAUUACAUAAAUAAGCUUGUAGAAUUUAAAUAUAUAUGCAUAUUUAUAUAUUUGAAGUCUACGUGUAUAUUUAUAUAAUUAUUUAUGUAAUUUUGUAUAUGGACAUAUGUAUAUUUCUUAUUUUAUUUAUUUUUAUAUACAUAGAUAUAUAUAGAAAUUCAUUCUAAGUGUAUUUUGAUAUAAAUAUAAAUAUAUAUAUAUAUAUUAAUUUUAAAAUACAGUUAGAAUAAAAUUUCAUAUAGAUAUAUAAUUUUUUUUAUUAUUAUUUUAAUUUUUUUUUAUUUAAUUUAAAUUACUUAUUUAUAUUUUAUAAUAUAUAUAUAUAUACAAUAUAUAUAAUUAUUAUAUAUAUUAUAUAUACGUGUGUAAUUUAAUUAUAAGUGUAUUUUUAUAUUAAUAUAAAAAUACACUUAGUAUGGCAUUAUAUAUAUAUGAUAUAUAGACAUAUAUUAUAUAGAUAUAAUAUAUGUCUAUAUAUCAUAUAUACACAUAUAUAAUUAUUUAUUUAUUUUUUAUUAACAUUAACUUUAUUUAUUUUUUUGAUUUUACACUAGCAGGGAGACUGCCUGUCAGCACAGGCAGUCCCCCUGCAGGCAGACACAUGGACACCUAUUGUGACCAUGUGAUCGCUGUGUUAAGCGAUCACAUGGCCACAGGGGGUCCUAAUUCAGUGUGGGGAGACUGUCUGGGCUGCAGGCAGUCUCCCCACAACCGGAGCCACGCUGAUCACUGCCGGGGGAACGACGGCGAUCAGGUAAGUAACGGAGACCGUUAAGACGGUUCAGGACCGUCAUCGGUCCUCAAGGCAAAAAUGCCGAUGACGGUCCUGAACCGUCCUCGGUCGCUAAGGGGUUAAACAAAUAUAAAGUCUGGAAGAAAAAAAGAAAUUAAUAAACCUUCUGUUUCACUAACACUCCAACUACCAUAACCACCACAUUCCUCUGUGGUGGUUAUGGUGCCACGAGUGCAAAACGCCAUGCCACAGAAAGCUGUCACAGUGUUUUAAACAUAUACCCGUGUUUCACCAGCUGCAUUCGAUAUUCUCCAGCAGACGAGCCCAGACAAAGCCCAACGUCACUUUAGCGCAAAGCAGGACUGUAAAUUUGUGCCGAUAGCGUUAGCUGAGUGCUUGCAGCCAAUUAUUACAGUCCUGAAUUUGUUCUGCUUUGAUCUAAAGUGAAACUCACCUCCUCAUGCUGGAAAAGACCAGAUGCUGUGGGUGCAGUGCUGGCACUCAGUGGGACCCAGGUAAAUUGAUAAACCGUUCAAAAACAAUUGAUAUUUUGCAGUAAAACUGUGCCAGGGCAUUCCAGUUACCAUAAACACUACAGCAAAUGAGUGUCACUUUAAGGCAUAAGGAUUAAAAUUAGGUAGAGGGUGCAGUUGUGCCAGGCACAUUGAUUGGGAAGGGGACAAUUCUGUCCUGCAGCACUCAAAACAAGAUUUGGCAAAAGUCUUCUUGUACUGAGCUUGGCUAGAUUGGCUGGCCACAGAGGUUCUGAAUGUUUUAAUAUGACUAAAGUUAUAGUAAAUAACAUUGUCAGCUUGUUAUCUGCCUCGAUGAUAUAGUUUUUGCAAGUUCCUUAUUAACAUUUAUUGCAUGUCCUAAUAUAUUCCUAGUAUGUUGUAUUUUAUUUGUAAUGUAUCUAUACCACUAGGUGGCGUGUAUAUAAAAGGUAGUUAUUUAUUUGCCAUGUACAGUAUUUGUAUCAAAUUUAUGGAACGCUUUGAAAUUGUGUUGGUCUAAAUGAAAAAAAAAAUGAUAUAUGUAUUAAUGGCUUUCUGUAUAUUACGUUAAACUAUGGAUUUUGAGAAAAUUUGGGAGUUAAAUUGUGCCAUAUUUGUUACAUCAUUAAAAUCUUGCGGAUGUACAAUAUACUUUCUCCAGACCAGGACAUUUUAUUCACGUCUGCUAAAAUGGACUUGUCUUUGUUAUACUGAAUAAUAUUAAGUUGUUUUCAUGAUUUAACUUUUUAAGCCACUCCAAAGCUCUUGUUAAUAGUUCGGCAUGCACGAAGCAAUAAACUGUGUGUAAAAAAGAAAUGAAUGCUCCGUGCUAGGUCCGGUGUGUGUUAAAAAGACUGUAAAAUUACCACUUGCAUUGAGUCCAUGUGAAAAUGUUCUGUUUUAUUUGAGGGUCCUAACCCAUUUAAUGAACCUCCAAACUCCAAUACGUGAAACUGCAUUUUGUAGCUAAAAAAACAGAAUAGCAAAAAUAUUUCCACAGCACCAAAACAAAUAUAAAUGCCGGAACCCUUAGAAAUAGGAAGCAUUCAAAAUGGUGACAGUCCCCCCCUCUUCCAAAAACUAAAAUUCAGACAAGCAAUACAUCAACCCACUCAGGUGCAUCAUGGUUUUGACAUCCUGAAUAUUAUUGGACUUGUGCAUUCGAUUUCACUCCGAUCGCAAUUUGCCUGGAUGUUGAUUUAUCUGUGACUCAUCCAAAACUUCAAACUUCUGAAACAGCAUAAAGCUAUUACAAAACAAACACAACAGACAAUGGAUCAACAGUUUCUUUAGAUUGGUGAUUGAUAAUUCCAUCCAUGGUACCAACAAUAGAUCAUUGAUGGGGAAAAAAUGAUUGUUAGGGGACAGCUUCUACAUGUUGCUUUUAUUCACAAACUAAGCGAGAAGUGACCAAUUGAGAGAAAAAAAAAGAGUAGCUGGAGAAAAAAAAUAUAUAGAUUAUAAAUAAGUGGGUGUUUUUUUACUGGUCUUCCUCUUCUUCCCUCCUAUUGGUUACUUCUUCUGUGGACCAAUUAGUGCAAAGAUGCGCCUAUUAGUGUACUGCAAACUAUAUAUAUAAUAUUUAUAUGUUGCAGUAUAUUCAUUUUUUUGCCAUUUUAUAUCUUCGUAAUUGUUUUUUUUCUCAAAAUACAUCUGAACUGGAACACCACAAAGACUCGUGCCAGAAUUAAAGUAAAAAGGGUCCAGGUGCGAAACUCAUUCUCCCGCCCCAUGUAGCAAGGAUGGCUAAACGGUAGAUCCUCAUCUGUCGUACAACUUGCACAAUGUUUUGCCAGCUACCAUUUCUACCAAUCUACCAUUUGCCCAUCCUUGCAGGGUUGUAUUUAGUAAUGUUAACAUGUUUAUGUAUGGAUUAUACAUACACAGACACAUAUGUAAAAUGUGCGUUUUGUUUAGCUUCUUUCCUGUUUCCUACAUUUUGAAUUCUGGAGGGUGGCUUCCCUGCAGUCUAGUCUGCUGACUGAGGCUGUUGGGAGCCAGGGGCUCUCUCAGUCUGUGCAGCCUUCUCUCUGCCUCCCACGAGGCUCUGUCUGUUAGCUGGACAUACGUGACCUGCUCUUACUUCCUUAAAGCGGCCCAGUGCGCUUCUUAAGGGCCACAGUGCUUACUAUGCCCCAGAAGACAUAUUGCCAUCAGGUUGCCCUAAGUGCAUGAGCCACCCAAUGGGCCCCCUCAACAUGCGGGCCUCGGGUGACCUAAAACAUAAUUUUACAUUCUAUAUAGAGGCAUGUGUGAUGUAUUGCAAUUUUAAUGAUAUCAUGAGUUGCAUAUUUUGCAUACUCGACACAUUUGAUUUUCACCACUAUUUAUAUCAAGUGUCAGAAAUUAAUAUAUAACCCACUAAACAUUUGAAAAGCCAUUCAUAACAUGUAAUUUAAUUAAAAGAUUUAAGCAAUGCUUCAGUAACCAUUACACCUGAAAAGGUGAUUUUAUUAGCAUUUCCAAACAAUUAAUCUCUCUUUAAGAAGUACUAUCAACAAGCUUAUAGGAAAUCAAUGUGUUUUGACAUUACCUACAUGCAGAAUAACAUAUUUGUGUAUUAAAAAAAAAAGUAACUAAAAAGAUUCAGUCCAAUUUUGCUCACUCAUUUGCAUAGUGCCCUAAUGGAGAUUAUUUUAUUAUUGGACUGCUAAUCAUGUUCACGUAACUGAUUGAUCAUCCUUGAAGUAGAAAAGCUAUUUGACAAAGCACCUUGGCCGAUAUUGUUAGAAUGUUUAACCCUUAAAUAGCUAAGUAAAUUUUAUUUUAUAACGUAUGCCAAAAGCAUGCUAUUUAAGGAUGUCAUGAUUAUUGGGCAUUGUUUGCCAUUCAAGGAAAGAUAAAAAAAAAGAUUUUAUAUAAAAAUGUUUUCAUAUUUACUUAUUGAUUCUAUACAGUCCAUUGUUUAACAAUUCUUGUAACUGGUUAAAUACUACAAAAGGAUAACUAUCAAUUAUAGAACAUACAAUGGCUGAUGACUUGCACACCUACCAAAUAUGGUAGAAUUAGACUGGGAACAGGCAGCACUACGUUUGCUGCUGCUGAAAAAAAAGCUAAAAUAUAUUUGAGCGCGAUUUAGGCAAAAUAAAAAUAUAAGUGAAACAUUAUCUUUGAGCUAAAAUAAAAUUAAUUAUAAAAAAAAAAAGCAAGUUGCAGAUUUUUAGUUAGCGGUUUGGUGGUGUAAAAUUAAGAAGAUAUUUUCUCGCUAAGUAAAGAAAUUGGCUAACGAAAAUUCUGCGAGAAAAUACAGACGUUCCCAUGAAGAUGAUGAAAACAUUUCCACCCACCAAUCAUCAAAAUAUGUUCACUUACAUGUAAUCGACACGGUUCGUCUAUAGCCAUAUAAAUAAAAGGGAGUUCAAAAGGAUAUUAAGAAUGCAGAAGAAUUGUGAGAAAUAAAAAAGAUCAGCAUUUUAUUUCAACCUGGGGGUUUUCUUCCAGACACUUUGUAGGGGGAACUUGAAACAUUAAGCUUUUUUUCACACCAUGAAUUUGCAUUUCUGUGAUUUAAGACCUAUCAGUGCCUUUAUGUUAAUUUCCUUUUUUAUGACCAAUGAAGGAAAGCACCUGGUUACUCAUUCCCCUAGUUUUCUUAGGGCACGUUUUGUUUUUGAUUUUUACAUUUUGAUUCAUUUAAAUAAUCAUUGUUCAGAAUAAUGGUUUCUUGAAGGUAACUUUCGAUCAUCAACGAUAACCAGGUGUAUCAACGAAAAAGAAACUGUCAUCACUAUAAUUUUGGAUUAGAGAUUUGGAUCUGGAUAAAGAUCUGCAAACUUUGUAUUUAGUGAUAGAACAACAGACAUACCUGUUUUUAAAAUUUGAAAAUCAAGAUUCAAACAAUGAUUUAUUUUUCCAGUACACGUUUAUAAUUUUAUAACUAAUACACGGAUUAGCUAAUGCCCAAAGGAAGGGGUUUCAUGUGUCUAUCAGCGCAUUAUCAUUUUAUUAAGGAACAAUGUGCAAAGAUAUCGUAUUUGAGUAAACCGUGGCUUCUAGAUAGUUUCUAAAAGAUGUAAACUAGAAGCUGCUACCAGAGGUAUGACGUAGUAAACUUUGUUUAUGUUUAACAUAGAAAAAUAUAUUCUGUUUUAUGACAAUAUGCUGAAUACACACAAAACUGAACUUCCAGCAUACAAAGAGAUAACAUUAUGCAUUGUUCUUCUAGUGACUAAUGGCAUCAAGUAAAGCCACUGCAACAUGGGCAGAGCUUCAGGAAAGGUAUUAUUUUGUAUCUUUUAUUGUGUAAAAUGAAUAUGUACAUGGACUAAGAAGAUACAUAAAGGGACACCAUAGUCACAAAUGCAACUUUAGCUUAUUGAAGCAGUUUUGGUGUAUAGAUCAAACCCCUGUAGUCUCGCUGCUCAAUUCUCUGCCAUUUAGGAGUUAAAUCACUUUGUUUAUGCAAGCCUAGCCCUACCUCCUUGCAUGUGAUUUGCAUAGUCUCCCUAAACUCUUCCUGUGUAUAGAGAUCUAAUUUCUAAUCUCAUGCUCUGUUAACAGCCUUCUAAACCCUGCAAGAUCCUCCUUUGUGUGAUUAAAGGUCAAUUUACCAAGUAAGCAAUAACAACUAUUAAAGCAAGUUAACAUCUAAUUGAAAAUGUAAAAAAAAAUUUUUUCAUGCAGGCUGUGUCAGUCACAGUCAGGAGAAGUGUGGUAAGAAUUGCAUGGAAAGAAACUGUAGUGAUUUACUCCUAAAUGGCAGAGAAUUAAGCAGUGAUAUUGCAACCACAAAAACUGCUGCAUUGAGCUAAAGUUGUUUUGGUGACUGUACUGUCCCUUUAACAAUGGCGUGUCUGUCAUGUAUUUUAACACCCCCUGCUCUGUCUCUUUCUAUUGACAUUACAUUGACACUUUUGAUUCUUUCUCCAUUUUCCUCUAUAUCUCACUUCUUCUAAUCCACUAUCAUGUGGGUGGUGUGGGAACCUGAUUGCUGCCUCUUUUAGCUCGUAUGUGUCAGGAUCGUGACAGGGAUCCAACACGCAGAAUACAAACAGGGGAUAGGUACGUAUACCGGACCUUAGAAUGGCCGGACUAACGUAAGGAGAAAGCAAAAGAAUAGUCAGAGACAAGCCGAGGUCGAGGGAACGAGAGAUCAGGUAAGCGAGAGACAAGCCGAGUCAAAAGGACAAGAGAGGAAAGCAGGGUCAAAAUACAAGCCGAGUCAGGAACCAAAAGACAAUAGAGGUAAUUGCACUGAGUGACCAGACUAGCUAGAACCACGACAGGGCAAUGAAUCAUUCCACAGAACCCUUUUUUAUACCUUGGCUCUUUAACUGUUGGCUCCGCCCCCAACGAGUCCUGAUUCGUUGUUCGGCACUUGGUUGCCGUGAUUGACGGGUCGGAACGUGAUUGCCGUCAUGACGUCGGCUACUGAGCGCCGCGUCAUAAAAGGAGGCGGAGCUAUCGCGGCCGGCGUGUAAACGACCGGGAGGAGUGCAAGGAUCGGGUGAGUCAGCCCCCCUGGGAGGAUGGACAUCUAGGUGUCUAACCUCCUCCGAGGUAGACACCAAAGGUACCCUGACAGUACCCCCCCUCUCAGAAACGCCCACCGGGCGGAAGGAACCGGGGCGGGACGGAAAACGAGCAUGAAAUGCCCGGAGGAGACGAGGGGCAUGCACAUUUUCAUGGACCACCCAAGACCUUUCUUCAGGCCCAUACCCCUUCCAGUCAACAAGAUAUUGCAACUUCCCCCGAGAAAUACGAGAAUCGAGAAUGGAUUUGAUUUCAUAUUCCUCCUGACCCUCAACCUGGACAGCGAGAGGGGAGGACUCAGGGGAGGAAAACCUGUUGCAAACCAAAGGCUUCAAUAAAGAAACAUGAAAAGAGUUAGGGAUGCGCAGGGCAGGCGGAAGGGCAAGACGAUAUGCAACCGGGUUAAUUCGACACAGAACCUUGUAAGGGCCUAUGUAACGAGGAGCAAAUUUCAUGGAAGGAACCUUCAAGCGGAUGUUUCUGGUACUCAACCACACCCUAUCACCCGGGGCAAAAACCGGAGCCACCCGUCUCCGUUUGUCAGCGUGUCGUUUGAACACCAUGGAAUUCUGAAGAAGAAUUCGUCGAGUCUGAUCCCACAACUUUCUCAGAUUGGCGACAUGAACAUCAACCGACGGAACCCCUUGGGAAGGGGAAACCGACGGAAGAAUGGAAGGAUGAAAGCCAUAAUUCAAGAAAAAGGGGCUAGAACGAGUAGAAUCACAAACGAGAUUGUUGUGUGCAAACUCUGCCCAAGGAAUCAGACCAACCCAAUCGUCCUGGUGUUCAGAAACAAAACAACGCAAAUAUUGUUCAAUCUUUUGGUUGGUGCGUUCGGCAGCUCCGUUGGACUGGGGAUGAUAGGCAGAGGAGAAGUUCAACUUGAUGCCUAAGUGAGAACAGAAAGACUUCCAAAAGCGGGAAACAAAUUGGGAACCUCUAUCAGAAACAAUUUCAGAGGGAAUACCAUGUAGACGAAAAAUCUCCCUCGCGAAUAUCUCAGCUAAUUCGGGAGACGAGGGCAGUUUAGGCAAGGGCACGAAAUGAGCCAUUUUAGUAAACCUGUCAAUCACCGUGAGAAUAACAGUAUGUCUUUUAGAAACAGGCAAAUCGACAAUGAAAUCCAUAGCCAAACACGACCAUGGCCUCUCGGGAAUUUCUAAGGGAUGCAAAAGUCCACAAGGGAGCGCGUGAGGUUGCUUAGUCUUCAUACAGACAGCACAUGCCCUGACGAAAUCCCUUAUAUCCUUACGAAGGGAAGGCCACCAGAAAUCUUUAGAAAUCAGGGAACACGUUUUGCGUGUGCCGGGGUGCCCAGCAAUUUUACUGUCAUGAAAGCAAUGCAGCAGUUCCACUUGGAGCUCAGGAGGAACGAAGUAUCGAUCCCCAGGAACAGGUUUGGGAGCUAGAUGUUGUACUUUCUUGAUCUCAGCAAGCAAUGGCGAGUGUAUCCUGACACAAGUGUUGGCAAUAAUAUUACACUUAGGAACGAUAGAAGACAAAGCUGCUUCAGACACCGUAGAGGGUUCAUGUUGACGGGACAAUGCAUCUGCCUUAGAGUUCUUAGAACCAGGUCUAUAAGUGAGCACGUAAUUGAAAUGUGUCAGAAACAAGGACCAACGAGCUUGCCUGGCGGACAAGCGCUUGGCCUCCCCUAUGUAGGACAAAUUCUUGUGAUCAGUCAAAAUAGUAACCGGGUAUAAUGUCCCCUCCAACAAAUGUCUCCAUUCCUUUAAAGCCAUAAUGACCGCUAACAGUUCCCUAUCACCAAUGUCAUAUCUACUUUCAGGCCCAGAUAAUUUCUUGGAAAAAAAACCACAAGGAUGUAACGGUUUAUCCAAACCUAGCCUUUGGGACAAGAUAGCGCCUAUACCUGUCUCCGAGGCGUCAACCUCGAGUAAAAAAGGCAAAGAUGUGUCAGGAUGAACUAAUAUCGGUGCUGAGGCAAAAUGUUCCUUGAGAGUUUUGAAAGCAGAGAGAGCCUCUGUGGACCAAGUCUUGGUAUCAGCCCCUGUCUAGUCAUAUUAGUAAUAGGAGCAAUAAUAGAAGAGUAACCUUUAAUGAAGCGCCUAUAAUAAUUGGAAAAUCCGAUAAAUCUCUGAAUGGCCUUGAGUCCCCUGGGCAAUGGCCAAUCUAAAAUCGAUUGGAGUUUAAUGGGGUCCAUCCUAAAUCCGUCUCCAGAAAUAACGUAGCCAAGAAAGUUUAUCUGAGAUUGGUCGAAGCUACACUUUUCCAAUUUGCAGUACAAUCCAUGUUGUAACAGUUUGCGCAGUACCCUUCUGACUUGUCUGUGGUGAGUCUCAAUCUCUCUAGAGUGUAUUAGUAUAUCAUCCAAAUAUACUAUAACGCAUUCAUGCUGAAAUUCCCUAAGAACCUCAUUAAUAAGGUCCUGGAAUACUGCAGGUGCAUUGCAAAGCCCGAAGGGCAUUACCGUGUAUUCAUAGUGGCCAUAACGGGUAUUGAAAGCUGUUUUCCAUUCGUCUCCCUGUUGAAUUCUCACCAAGUUAUAAGCUCCCCUCAAAUCUAACUUGGUAAAAAUCUUGGAGCCUUUCAGUCGAUCAAAGAGCUCAGUAAUUAAAGGAAUAGGAUAAGCAUUUCUAACCGUUAUCUUAUUCAAGCCCCGAUAAUCAAUGCAAGGCCGUAGAGUGCCGUCUUUUUUAUCUACAAAAAAGAAACCGGCCCCGGCCGGAGAAGAUGAUCUCCUAAUAAAACCUUUGUCUAGGUUUUCACGUAUGUACUCCUCUAGGACUAAGUUCUCCUUAGUGGAUAAAGGAUAUACCGUACCCCUCGGAGGCAUAGUACCAGGUAGGAGUCUAAUUUUACAGUCGAAAGACCUAUGUGGAGGUAAAGUAUCAGCCCUCUUUUUGUCAAAGACUGCCUUUAAAUCCUGGUACUGUGAUGGUAUCUGUAAAUCUGUAGGUUGGGAAGAGUUAACCGGGGCGUCAACCCUGCAAAUUGGUGAGACUUUCUGCACACAUCCUUUCUGGCAACCCUGACCCCAGGAGACUAUCUCACCCAGUUCCCAGUCAAUGAUAGGGUUAUGCUUCUUAAGCCAGGGAUACCCCAAGACUAUAGGAACUGAAGGAGAUGAGAUCAGCAUGAGGGAUAUUCUUUCCUCGUGAAGGAUACCAGUGGUUAACUUAAUUGGUAUGGUUUCACGAAAAAUAACAGGUUCAGAUAAUGGUCUACCAUCUAUGGCCUCAACGGCCAAGGGUGUAUCCCUUAGCUGAGAUGGGAUAGAAUGGUUAGUGACAAAGGCUUGGUCAAUAAAGCUUUCAGCUGCUCCGGAAUCUAUCAAAGCCAUAGCAUUAAAUACUCCCUUUUCCCAAGCUAAAGAAACAGGUAUCAGAAGCCUAUGAUCUUUAUAAUCAUAAAUAGAGGACAAGAUAGAAACACCCAAGGCCUGUCCUCUUGAGAAACUUAGGUGCGAGCGUUUCCCGGCCGGUUAGGGCAAUUUAGGCGUAGGUGACCUCUAAUUCCGCAAUACAUACAAAGACCCUCCCUUCUCCUGUACUGUCUAUCCUCCUCUGAGAGUCGAGUAUGACCUAUUUGCAUAGGUUCGGGGAGAGCUAAAGUAGUAGAAUCAGAAGUCUGAAAUGAGGGAGCUAGUCUUAUGGAGGAUCUGCGGGUUCUAUCCCGAAUAUUCUGCCUCUGUCUCAUACGUUCAUCUAUUCGGGAAAUAAAUGAAAUCAGAUCCUCCAAAUUUUCAGGAAGAUCUCUUGUGGCCACCUCAUCUAAAAUCUCAUCAGAUAACCCGUUCAUAAAUACGUCCAUAUAAGCCUGUUCAUUCCACUUGACCUCUGCUGCCAAGGAUCUGAACUCCAAGGCAUAAUCCACUAGGGUUCGGUUAUACUGUCUAAGACGUAACAGUAGUCUAGCUGCAUUGGCCUUUCUUCCUGGAGGGUCAAAAGCUCUCCUAAAAGCAGCGACAAAAGCAUUAUAAUUAUAAACUAACGGGUUAUCAUUUUCCCACAGGGGGUUAGCCCAUCUAAGUGCCUUGUCAAUGAGCAAGGUAAUUAUAAAUCCAACCUUUGCCCUGUCAGUAGGGUAGGCGUGGGGUUGUAAUUCAAAAUGAAUACCUAUCUGGUUUAAAAAACCUCGACAAGUGUCAGGAGCGCCGCCAUAGCGUGACGGGGACGUAACACGGGAAGAAGUAGCCACUGUGGCUACCUCUAGGCCUGUACUUAUAGGAGAGAUAGAUGGGGUACGCAUCUCCUCUGAGUGACUACUAGGACGAGAUAGCAAUGCUUGCAGAGCUAGAGCCAUCUGGUCCAUUCUAUGAUCCAUGGCCUCAAAUCUAGAGUCAGGAGAACCGACCUGAGAGUUUGUACCUGCAGGAUCCAUUGGCCCUGUCGUAAUGUCAGGAUCGUGACAGGGAUCCAACACGCAGAAUACAAACAGGGGAUAGGUACGUAUACCGGACCUUAGAAUGGCCGGACUAACGUAAGGAGAAAGCAAAAGAAUAGUCAGAGACAAGCCGAGGUCGAGGGAACGAGAGAUCAGGUAAGCGAGAGACAAGCCGAGUCAAAAGGACAAGAGAGGAAAGCAGGGUCAAAAUACAAGCCGAGUCAGGAACCAAAAGACAAUAGAGGUAAUUGCACUGAGUGACCAGACUAGCUAGAACCACGACAGGGCAAUGAAUCAUUCCACAGAACCCUUUUUUAUACCUUGGCUCUUUAACUGUUGGCUCCGCCCCCAACGGGUCCUGAUUGGUUGUUCGGCACUUGGUUGCCGUGAUUGACGGGUCGGAACGUGAUUGCCGUCAUGACGUCGGCUACUUAGCGCCGCGUCAUAAAAGGAGGCGGAGCUAUCGCGGCCGGCGUGUAAACGACCGGGAGGAGUGCAAGGAUCGGGUGAGUCAGCCCCCCUGGGAGGAUGGACGUCUAGGUGUCUACCCUCCUCCGAGGUAGACACCAAAGGUACCCUGACAGUAUGUGACAGAACUCAAAAUUAAAUUCAUGCCACAACAUAUGUCACAGAAGGGGCAGGAUUUCCGUGUAAUUUACUUCUCCAUCUCCACCAUUUUACUUUACACAAAAAGUACUCAAUACCAGGACUUCAGUAAUGAGACGUUGUAGAUAACACAUGGCCUCCCUGUACCAGUCACCAACCAGUGAUAACAUGGGAGUAGUGUAAUCAUGACAUAAGAGCAACCCUGGUUGUUGGAACCAUUACAGUAGCCCUCUCUCGAUCAAUGCAAAACAGCUGGGAAAUAGGCCUUUGGUCAUUCCUUGGUCACACAUUUUCAGUUAGAUCUAAUCCCCCAGACUUUCUUACAGAACCAAGCUGUUAAAAUGAGCAGUCAACCCUUGAAAAAAAAAAAUAUAUAUAAAUACUUUGGUCCUGUAUCUUAACCUAUCAAACAAUUUAAUGACUACCCAGGACGUCCUAGUGUAAAACUUCAACCUGUUCCUCUGAACAGUAAAGUAAAAGUCAUCUACAUUAAAAGAUGGCAUAAUACAGUACUGUACCCUUGAUACAAUUUAUUGUGGUUUUUGAAUUCCGUUAUUAUUGUAGCCUUGCAACAUUGUUAACAAACAACUGAAUGUCAUUGCUCCUUUUAUCAUCUCAGCUUCACUCGUGUUCGAAAACAAUAUGGACUUUUACCGCAAGCAGAGUGGGAACCUCUUCUAGCUGUGACUGUCCAGGACAAUGCUGCUACUUCAAAACAAAGAAAGGAGACUACAUCUAUACCACCCUUGCCAAGGUAAAGGUCUGCAUGUAUGUUUGUUUAUAUGUUUUUAUUUAUUGAUAUGUGUAUUUAUAUGCUUAUUUACAUGGUUUUCUUUAUUUAUAUGUUUAUUUAUAUAUUUCUAUGAGCAAGAAACGAGUUAGUCCAUUUUAGUCCUCUUGUCCAGUUGUAACACAGGCCCUUAAAUUAAACUCUGUGUAUUCUGUCUUUCACUUAGCCCAAGGAUACUUUCACAACCCAAAUAUUUUACUUAGCAAGGAUACUGCUAAUAUACAGCAAAACAUGGAAAUCUAUUAAGUAAUUAAUCACCAUUGAAAUUAUGUGGCAACAUCUUAGUUUGGUUUCUGAAGACCCUGUACCACCAUAAAAUGCUUAAGCAAAGUGAUUUAGCACUGACCGUUCUAUACAGACCCUCUUAUAGAAUCUAAUCCUACCCUGAUUGACUCUGAGUUCAUUGUUUAUAGUUCUGUGUUUGUUCCCGCUGCCUAUUUCUGUUACAAGAAGAGGAGUUGCUUUUUUUCCUUUGCAUUUUACCUUGCACUAUAAUAGCUUUUACCAGGGUAGAUAAAAAAAUACAACCCACCAUAGAUAGGGUGGAGGAAAGGAGGGCAUUGGUCGGAUCUAUGAAAAACCUAAAUUUGUAUUUGUUAGAUUAUUUCCUGGAACACUUUGGAACACACCUGCUGGAGGUGCAGACUAGAUGCUCCCUGUGCGUCUCUGCUGCUUUGUGUACUGGUCUUAAUAAGUCAACCCUUUCAGUCCCAUAUACAGUGAAGCUUAAACAUGGAAAAACUGUUAAACACAUCACUUACAUAUAUAGUGCUCAAGGAACAUUUUUUUGGGGUGUUUUAUAACUUUUUAAAUUAUGUCUGCUUUUCCACUUUCAAUUUAUUAUCCCAUGCAUCUAAAUAGCUAUAGAAUUCAUGUUUACCUGUGACGUUUUAGACAUUUAUUCCCCAAAGUAGCCCUCAACAGGCCGUUACAUUGAGCACUUUCUCCAUAUCUCUUCUAAAAUGAGUUUGAUUAGUUUACCAUUGUAUAUUUGUACUUUCUGUCUUUUUAUUUCUCUCUUUUAACAUGUAAAACCCCAGCAUCAGACAGGAUGUCUCCAAAUCGAAUGCGCAAAUCAGAAAAGGAAACAAGCAUCGUAGUGAAGGCUUUUUACGAAACCGGCAUGACAGGUAAAUUACCUUUCGUUCAAUUUGAAACCUCUUUCACUCUUUCAACGGGCUGCAAAGCACAAUAUCCCCAUCUAUUUUCCCGAUCGUAAAUAUACAAAAUGGUAUAAUAUUAAAUGACAUGCACACAAUUUUGAAAAUAUAUAUAUUGGUCUACCUGUCAAAAAAGGAAAUUUUGUUUUGAUACAGUUGACUAUUUACAGACUGACGAUUCAUCCAGAUUCUAGAGCCCUCAGGGGAGAAUACUAUAAAUAAAUGAUAAAAAAAGUGUUAGACAUUUCUCUCAAAGGUUGGUGAAGAAUCUCUCAUCUUUUCACUGUAUAGCAAAUCUCUCUUACCAUAGGUGAAACUAAUACAUAAAUAGCUUAAGCAGUUGCGUUGAAGUCUUUUUGAUUUAAGAGGUUUUAAUCAGAGCAGAGAAUUACACACGAGUGAUAUUGCCACAGUGCAUUAUAAAAAAUAAAAAAGUGAACAAACAAAUAAAACAUUUUUAGAAUUCAGUCAUCCAGUUAUAAAUGCCACUCAAAAUAUUUCCUUUUCGGGUUCAUAAAUAUUUUGAUUUAUAUUGUAGUAAUGUAGUUAAAUUAUAAGAUCGAAUAAUGGACCACAAACUGCCCACAAAUAUGGCAAAUAUAUAUGUAGGGCAUUGCUAUAUUCUUCGGUACUAACAGAGUACAAUUAGUUCUCACUGCUUGUCAUAUUUGUUCUAUGAAGUCUAAAAAUGUAUUAAAAUUCUAGAUAUAUAAAGCAUAUAUAUUAGUACUACAGGUACUUAGUACCAUGGGCAAAACUCCAAAUCACUAAUCAAAAAUGCUUGUCGAUUGCGAGAGUCGUUUGUUUCAUUAAAAGUCCAUAUGGUAAAUCAGAGUUACCAAAUUCAGACAACUCACUAAUCAGCCUUAAUUCAGUUGAAUUUGAGUGCUUGAUAGGUAGCUUUUAAGGGUGGUAAGUUAGCAGUAGAAAGGAUACAAGGAAUGAGAAGGGAUUUAUGUAUUUUGUGUAGAGGGGGGGUGCAUAGCACAGUGCCUGUUUAUUUUACUUUUUUUCACUAUGUUUUUUUUCACUACAUUUUUACCAGGGAAUGGAAACUAGAACUCCCACCACUACCGGCGGCAAAAAGGUAUGUUGUCAGAUUAUGAAUGUGCUCUUCCUGUGGACCAUAAUAUUCCAAAAGGCAGUACCCUACUGCAAUCGCGUUAUGGUAACUGUAGCAACAUUCCUUUCUUAUGUUGAAUAGAAAGAAAUUAUGUAUAAUUUAUCAUAUACCGGGACUACUAGUUAUAAGCUAAAUUAAAUCUGUCUAUAAAGAAUUGUUAUGCCUACUUAUAGCCUUUCUUCAUGAUCUAUCUGUUAAUUUUCACCAACAGAUUGAAUUCUAUCAUAUGUCAUAAAUAUUGUUUAUGAAAGAAUUUUAAGAUAUCUUCAGUGCUAAAAUAUAUGAGUAAAAAAAAUACCUCUCAGAUAUGGCUAUUCUAUUUGAUGUUAUUUACUUCAAAUACUAUUCAAUUUAUAUACUUAUUAUGUUCAGGGGGUGGGGGGGAACAAAGCUUGUGUAAUUAUGUUAAAUUGUUUGGAAGAAAAUAAGGAAGAAUUUGCGACUUCUGGGUUUGGAAGUGUAAAAGCACACACAUAAUAUUUAGCACAUUAAAUAUACUUUGCAAUAUUUAUGAAUAUGCAAGGAUGAUCUGUAGAAUGACACAGUUACUGACCAGUGCCUUUAUACACAAUUUAAAGAAUGCAUCCUUUAAAAUGUACUAUUCUUUUAAUGUCUAACAGCUAAAAGCAGAACUACAUACGUGGUCAAAUUAUGUAAAUAACUGUGAUAUCUAGGUAUGGUUUACAUUUCUGGCUAAAAAGCAAGAAAACUGGAAAAUUAAUAGCUUUCUUAUCUUGGGUGAAAUCCCUGAAAAUUCCCUAUGAACCUCUGGAUUCCACAAAACCUCUCAAUUUGCGUGCAUUAAUGGAUUCUAUGAAGUUAUGCAUUUAUAUACAUUUUCAUUUAGAAACCCAUAAAAUAUCACUGGCACAUUUUGCCUUCUGCGAGUCUUACAAUAAAGAAAUUGAGCUCCUGGCGUAAAAAGUAAUUCCUUGCAUAUCAAUUAUAAUUGAUCCUUUCAAUAGCAGGCAGUUAUGUGACAUUCACCAAUGAAUGUUUCUCAUAAAACAUCCAUUUCAUACUCUUUUAGUACCAGUAUGACAGUCCCUACAUAUGUUUUUGCCAUGCUGUGGAGAUAGGAUCAUCAACAACAAAAAAUAGCUACCUAAUCUACCAGUGUGGUGAAUGAGCUACUGAUAAUGGGUCGCCAAACCUUUUCACACAAGACAAACCCCCAAGAGUAAAUAUUUCCAGUAAAGGGUUAUGUUUUUAAAGGGAUCGGAUACUAGAUGUGUGCAUUCAUUUUCAAACUAAUCAAAAAAUGUACAAAAAUGUAGUUUUUCAUUCAUUUAGUCUGAAAACAAAUUAUAGUUGAAAUAGUAACAAACGACAGAGUGAAUGAAUGGACCAGUGAAUGAAUUUAUCUUGGUGCCAUUCGUUUAUUUGUUAAACAACUGCUUUGUGAAUAUCCUCUUUUAGGGGGGUUGUUGUGACUGCCACCUUUUGGAUUCAUUCAUUAACGUAGAGAGUAAUGGUCAUCCAAAAUUAAUUUAAUAAACAAAGAUUUUUUUAUCAAGUUUUGAAUAAACUGAAUAGAUAUUUGAAUGUCCUUAGCACCGAAAGGAUUAAACUCCUUAAGUGCAGAAUUUGACCUGCACAUACAGACUCCAACCACUUCAGAUAAUUGAAGUGGUCAUUGCGCAUGUAGUAACCGUUUAAUUGAAUUGAGAUAAUUUGACUGGGCAGACCAAUGCAGAAAGCUGAAGCAACUUACAUGUUCAUGAGACGAUUCUUGCAUCAUGGCAUCGGUGAUCAUAACGAUGAACACAUUCAAGAGAAGAUGUAUAUCCUAAUGCAGGGACUUGACUUCGAUAAACAUAAAAAGACAGUAUUCCAUGGAAGAGGAAAAACUGGACAUGUUAUUAACGCACUCAUACAAUUUAUUUAAAAGCACCCUACUAACUAAUAAAAUAUGUUCCUAAAUAGUAUUAACAUCAAGGGACACAACGUCUAGUAAUGUGGGAUAUAUGUAAUUUCAUUUUUGGUAAACCAACUACUUAGAGAGGCUCGGUUAAUUUAAUUCAAGUUACUCUUUAAAUACAAUUUCUCUCGGCCAGGCUUACCAUGUAUGUCUGGUUGAUUGACAAAAGUUACAUGUAGAACAUUGUGGGAAACAACUGAAAACAAUGAUAAAUUAGAAUAGAAUGAAUCAGCUAUACCCAUCGUACAGCGCUAUGGAAUUUGCAGUCGCUAUAUAAAUAAUAAUAAUCCUUUUAAAAAACAACUAAGAUAACAUUGUCAAGCUUACUGAUAGGACUUUUUAAUUCCGUCACUUCAGGCAACAUCACCAACAUUAGAGGGAUGUGAAGAAGAUGAAUGUUAUGUAGAUUAAUCCAUUCAUUAAAUGGAUAAUCUAAGCAAUAAAACAACUUUAGCAUAAUGAAGCAAUUUUAGUGUAUAGAAUAUGUCCUUCAGUCUUACUGCUCAAUUCUCUGCCAUUUAGGAGUUAAAUAAUUUUGCAGCUCUAGCCACACCUCCCCUGGCUGUGAUCCACAUAGCCCCCUUUGAAAAAAUAUGGUAAUCAAAUCAUACAGCUCAGUGUGUUUACUCGAGAAGGUUUAUAAUUGUCUGCUCUGUUAAGGGGAAAUUGUAUAACAGAUUCCUGAAGGCGCUAGCAGACUAUUAACAGAGUCAGAGUUAAGAAAUUUUAAAUUAAACAUUCUAUGAAAUAUUGACGAUAAAAAAUAUAGAUUAUUUUUCAGGAAAUGUGUAGGGAUGUUGUGUUGGUCUUAGCCUGGGGAAGUAUGGCUGAUUUAUACACCAAAACCACUUUAUUAAGCUAACAUGUUGGUGCUGAGUGUGUCCAUUCAAGCAGCCUGUAUCCAAUAGUCCUUCCUUAUAAUUUCAUCAUCCCACAAAUUAAUAGUAAAAGAACAAAGCAUUCCUUUUAAAUGAGCAAUAUGUAUUAUAUUUGCUAAACAUGUUAUGGUCUGUAUUUUAUUUUUAUUAGGAUGGAAACACAAAAGGGCAAUUUUUUUGUCCUCAAAACCAGUUUAGAAAAGAAAAAAUAUCAACACUGGAACAUAAAGGUAUUCAAUACUUACCAUAUUGGUAAGGUCUAACUUGCAUUUCUAUUCACAAUAUUCCAAAGACUAAUUUGAAUCUUCUUCUAAACGUCAAUUAUUAUGCUAAAAAUUUAUUAUUUCAUUGAAGAAUUGAGAAAAGGAGAUGAUCAAACUGGUGGCAUAAACACUAACCACUAUUAAUACUCUUUGCCCAAAGUCCUGAUUCCCUCUUCAGAUUCAACUCUGAAAUACAGAUGUUUUUAAUGAGUGUAGUCAGUUAGAAGAAUAGGUAGCUUCCCUAACAAAACCAAGGGCAUAAAACCCUGGUGGGAACUUGGACAAGUUCAGAAUAUACUACGUGGUGGAAAAUUUCAUGUGAGUAGGUUCUAUUGUGGCACUAUUUAAAUGUAAAGGCCCAUUCCUAGAUAUGGAUAGUUCAACAGUUGUUUGAAUAAGCAAUAUUAAGUCACUUGGAAGAUUAAGUGAUAGGUUUAAAUACUCCUCUAGAAACUGGGGAUUUUAAUAUGUAGAAGUAGAAAACCCCUAAUGACCCUCAGACUGUUAUUAGGUGAAAACAUGCAAAAUUAAGCCUUGCGUUCAAACUCCCACUUCUCGUUGGUGGCAUCAAUGACUAUAGUGCACAUUAGCCCCAAUACAGUAAAAACAAAAGAAAAAGGUUUGCAUAGUGUGUAAAAUAACUUUUUUCUUUUGUUAACACGCGGGUGUGUAGAUCCCUUCAUGUAAUUGGGAGGAUUAAUAGACAUUGAUCUCGAUUUAAUAUGUUUGGAUACGCUUUGCAAACGAUUCAAUAUUGUUAGUAAAACUUGCCGAAUAAUUUAUAACAUAAGAUUCCCGUAAACAGAUUUGAAUAAUUUGAAAAGAUUAUCCAAAAAUAUAAAACUGAGGCCAAAAAUAGAAACAUAUCAGAUAUUGGCCUCCAUGUCAUGUUUUUGGAUACACUUUUAAAAUGAUUAAAUAUUUUGAAAAAUAUUUUGAUAUUUUUUAAUUAUAUUUUUUAUAUAUUUAUAUUGUUGAUUUUAUUUUUAAUAUUUUGAAAAAAUCAUUUUAAAACUGUAUCCAAAAAUAAUAAAUUGUUUGAAAAGCUUAUCUAUAAUAAUUUAACUGAGGCCAAAAUAUGGAAUCUCCACAUUUUGCACUUGGACACUAAGUGAAUCAACUCACUUGAGGUGGACAUGACAGCCACUCCUGCCACACUCCCCUCCAACAUGUGAAAUUGUCCUAUUUUAGAUUUAAGAUGAACACAGAAGGCUAUCAAAGGCUUUUUUUUAAAGGUCAUCCUCAUUAGGAUGAGAUACAGUAGCCUAUCUAGGAUGGAGCCUAACAAGAGAUAUCAUUAUUAAUGAUCACCUAGAUGUAGAGCUACAAGAAGGGGAAAGUCACAUAGAUAUAUCAAAUAUUAUAUUUGUUCUGUGAUGCGUCAUAGAAAUUUUUCAUCCACAAAAAAAUGCCCUCUCACAAUGCAUUCUUCUAUGUUCCCUUUGAGACCGAAACAUAUGAGAUAAUGAGUGUCUUCACAUAUAUGUUUUUCUUCUUUCACAGGAACAUGAACUAUUCAAUUACUUCUCAGAGAACCAAACUUUUGCUUUGACGUUUUUGGAUACCUUUAUGUCGGAGAUUUUACUUAGUGAAAUCAUCCCCGAUGUUUUAAUGGAGGCUCUAACCAAUAAUGCAACACAGGUAUGAAACAAAUUAUAUUCCUGACAACUGAGGUUCAUAUACUUAAAAAAAAAAAUAUAUAUAUACAUAUUGAUUCGGCAUCAGCUUAGUGUGCAAGACCAAAACCCCUCUUUGUAUAUUUUCUACAUGAUUAUUCAGCCACGUUCCUUCAGCUGUUGUUAUACUACAUUUCCCAAUAUUUCUGCCUAACGCAUGGACUAACUUGAUCAGAAGAGUCAGAAUCCUUCAUAGUUAGCCUUAUCCAUUUCUUUCUACUUUACCUUCUCUCCACAAUGCAAUGCAUGUAGCACUAUAAAAGCGGUUACAAUGAUGUGCCUUUAACGUUGCAUAUGGUCACUUUGCUUGACAGAGCAAAAUAAGAUACAAACAGGAUGAAGACUAUUUAGUAACCACAAGGUAUAAUCAAAACAUUAUGAAGAACUCAUACACAACUGUGUUCUAAGAACCGUAAUUAAAUGUGACGCCUAAUUGCUUUUAUUUUAGCACCUAUAUGUGUAUUUUAAUUUUUCCAUGUUUUAAACCCAAUUUGUCUUUACUUACAUUACGUUUUUUUAUAACAUACAAAAAUGUAUUCUAGUUCUAGAGCUGCAGGAAAGCUAAGGGAAUAAUCCAAAUAACUCAGGCACCAUCAAUCUUUAUGAAAACCUUUGUAUUGCCAUUGUGCAUGUGUGGCUUUGUAUGUUUCAGAAAUUAAAUAUACAUGAAUAUAGCUUAAUUCUCAAGCUAUGGAAACUGUGCUGUAUUCAACACAGUCAUAAUGAAAUUAACUUAAACAUGAACUACUCUCUAAACCAGCAAUUUUUAAACUUUUAUGCUGAGGGCAAGUCUUGCAUGCUGAGUAUUUUAAGACUAAAGUCAUUAACACUUUAAAUUGUGUUUUCAUUUAGCCAUGUAAACACAUUGGAGCCAUGUGAUUACAUUUCUUUUUAAUGUGUUGUUUUAUUUUUAUUUUUAGAUAAGGGUGCACCCACAGAAUUCAUAUGACAAAGCAACGAGAAAAGAACAAAAAACAGAGUAAGUAAUGGAAUAUACAUUGGCUAUCUUACUUACAUCUCAAUUUUGUUUCCUUAGCAAGGGACAAGAGAAACACAGAUGCAUAUAGUAAGAGAAGUCGAUUAAAGUGGUUUCAUUGUGUUCCCCUUGGAAAUAUGAUAAAGGGAAGGUUUCACUAAUUGAGAAGAGAUAUGUGAUUUUUAGUAUGUUGACAGUGGGAUGGAUUGUUUAGGUGGAGCCUUGAGGCCGGGAUGGGAGAUUGAAUGCAAAGGGUAAAAGAGAGGACAGAAUGAAACAUUUCAUCAUCUGCAGGUAAUUUAGGUUUCGUUACUUUGUGAUGGAGGUUGGACCAUUAACAUGAUUAUGGCAAAAUUAACUAUUGAUCUUUGACUAUUAACGAAAAGUAAAAUCACUCUUCUGAUAAGAUCAACAUUCCUCUUUACCUAUAAUAGCAUUUUUCUUAUGUAGACUAAAAACUUAUGGGAUGACAGAAAAUCCAGGAAGCCGUAGCUCAGCCUAAUACGUUUUUAACAGUCACUCUUAAUAAUAUAUAACUGAUUGUAAAUUGUGUGGUUUUCUGGCAUUUUCACAUAAUCCUUUGAAUAUGGGAUUUGUUUUUGGAAAAUACAAUUAAAAAAAAUUUUGGGGUGCAGAUUGUGUGAGGGUGGUAAUGUGUGAAAGUGUUGGUUGAUAUAUGGCCUAUAUUGUAUAUUGUGGGUGGGGGUGAGUGAGAUGGGACUGAGAAAAAAAAAUAAAAAAAAAAAAUAUAUAUAUAUAUAUAUAUAUAUAUAUAUUGAUUGCCUCCCAUGUCCUCUUCUUCACUCAAUUUCCACAGUAAAGGGCUACUGAGCCAGUGAGGGAGAUAUUUGAUCUCUUCACUGGUCCAUGAAGGAAGAUAGCAAGGCUGGCUGUGCAUUGGUCAACAGGGAAGAUCCUUUGAUCUCAUCUGAUGGCCUCGGCCCAUGACCAUCGCUGCCCACUGGGCAUUUGCCCGGUUUACCCAAUGGCCAGUCCAGGUCUUCUGGCUGUUGUCUGAUUGACGGUUAGUGUGGAAGAGGGGAGUGUAAAAUGUAAACAGUGCUGUCUUUCUCAUAAAUGGCACUGUUUUAAACAGCAAAGCUGCAAAAGUAGUGUGUAAGAAUACCCCAUCACUUUCAGCUCCUUUCGCACAUACGGAUUCAUAUUUAAUUUUACUUUGUUUGUUUUGUUUGAUUCUUGAACCAAGACCACCCCAGAGACCCAUUAGAACAUGUAACGUUGAGUAUCCUGUAAAAGGAAAUAAUUAAUAGAAUGCUCCACUGGGUGGCUGCCAUUUCAUGCAUGCGAACGCACGUGGUUGGGACAACGGAUGGCGGCAAUUUCGUCUCCCGAACUCUGGUAGCGGGACUUGGUCGUCGAGUUCCCGGAACUCAUUUCAGCCAGGCACUCCUGCGAACACCAGUCACUAUGGACCUAUUGCCCGUUCUCGUUGCAGUUCACCUAUACGAAUGGCGUUCGGGAGUUACAGAUUACCGAACACGGGGAGCAUUCUACACAAAUCAGCUUUCAUCUACCUUAAUUUAAAUAGGAGGGAUUAUACACUUUAGGAUAAUUCACAUUCUGCCAAGGAGUUUGUUAUUCAUAGGUAUUUUGAUAAUCUGUUGCUAGCACAUAUGGGAAGAUCUUUUUCUGUCAGAUAAUAUUUUCCAUUUGAGGUUUGAAACAUAUCCAUAGCAUCAUAACACCUAAACAAUAACUCCUCUAACAAUAAAUAGAUAAAUUCGGAGAUCCAUCGAUUAAGGCAAGGACUCCUGAUAUGGCCCAGUGACAAAAGCUGCGAGUAGUUGGGGCAUUGUGGCUCAAUAUACAGCAAUACGUACAUCAUCCUGAAUUAGAGAGAGGUGGAAAAGAAUCUGGUGUGGGUAUGACCUCUCUGACUGUUGAUCUUGCAGUAUGACCAUGUUACUUUCUCACUAAGCAUAGCAGGGAUUUAUGUUAUCACAUUCAGCGUUUCUUGUUUUAUACCUUUCCUCUGGUUUCUCACACCCAGUUGUACUAAAGCUCCCUAGAUCCAAUUCCCUCGCAUCUAAUCAGUACUGUCUUCUUCUCUUUCACCACCUCUCACUAAAAUUCUCAAUCUCUCUCCCUCCUUUGGUAUAUUUCCAUCGCAUUUCAAACAUGCAACUGUAACCCCAAUUCUAAAGAAGCCUAACCUUGACCCUAACUCCCCAUCCAACUUCCGUCCUAUCUCGUUACUGCCUUUUGCAUCCAAGAUCCUUGAAAGAAUUGUGUAUGCAAGAUUGACAGAUUUCCUUGAGUCCAACUCUCUGCUAGACCCACUUCAGUCUGGUUUUUCGCGCUAAGUACUUUGCGGAAACGGCACUGACCAAAGUAUCCAAUGAUCUACUCGCUGCAAAAUCUCGUGGUCACUUCUCUAUCCUAAUACUCUUUGACCUGUCUGCAGCUUUUGACACUGUUGACCAUCAACAGCUUCUUUUCAUCCUUCGCAAUAUCGGUCUACAAGAUAUUGCUCUAUCCUGGUGCUCCUCCUACCUCUCCCAGCACUCUUUCAGUGCUUCUUUCUCUGGCUCUGCUUCUUCUCCCCAACUCAUCUCUGUUGGUGUCCCCCAAAGUUCAGUCUUUUGUCCCCUACUGUUCUCCAUCUAUACUGCUUCCCUUGGUAAACUCUUUAGCUCCUUUGGCUUCCAAUAUCAUUUCUAUGCAGAAGACACACAAAACUACCUGUCCAAUUCCUUAAACUAAACUUGACCAAAACUUAAAUUCUGGACUUUCCUCCUUUGUCUGUCUCCCUCCAAGUCAAUGGUGCUACCAUCAGCUCCACCACGCAGGCUCGCUGCCUAGGUGUUCUCUUUGACUCCGACCUUUCCUUCAAGCCUUAUGUUCAGUCUAUCACCAAAUCCUGUCGUUUCCAUCUCAAAAACAUUGCAUGCAUCUGACCCUACUUAACGCCAAAUGCGACUAAGGUGCUGGUCCAUUCCACUGUCCUUUCUCGCCUUGACUACUGUAAUCCACUUCUCAGUGGUCUUACAUGCUCCCAACUUGCGCCGUUACAAUCCAUAAUGAAUGCGGCUGCGAGGCUCAUCUUUCUGUCCGCCUGCACCUCCCAUGCCUCCCACGCCUGUAAGAUAUAGGGCUCAAUUUGAAAUUCAGGUUCUUACUUUCAAAUCUCUACAUAAUUCUGCUCCCACCUAUCUAUCCUCCCUGAUACACAAGUAUGUCCCGUCUAGGCCCUUACGAUCUGCUGAAGACUUAAGUCUACCUUCUGUCUGUACUCCCACCUCUGAUGCUUGCCUUCAAGACUUCUCGAGGGCUGCACUGUUCCUGUGGAACUCGCUUCCCUGCUCCAAUAGAUGCUCACCAAGUCUCCACUCCUUCCUUGUAAGAUAUAGGGCUCAAUUUGAAAUUCUGGUUCUUACUUUCAAAUCUCUACAUAAUUCUGCUCCCACCUAUCUAUCCUCCCUGAUACACAAGUAUGUCCCGUCUAGGCCCUUACGAUCUGCUGAAGACUUAAGUCUACCUUCUGUCUGUACUCCCACCUCUGAUGCUUGCCUUCAAGACUUCUCGAGGGCUGCACCGUUCCUGUGGAACUCGCUUCCCUGCUCCAAUAGAUGCUCACCCAGUCUCCACUCCUUCAAAAAAUCAUUAAAAACCCACUUCUUCAUUAAAAGCGUAUCAAUUAAACUGUUAAUAGCUCCCAACUGAUUCUGCUUUUGCAACUGUCACUAGUCUAAUACUAUCCUUACCUUUUUGUUUCACUUUACCCCACUCCCUCUAGUAUGUAAGCUCAUUGAGCAGGGCCCUCAACCCCUCUGUUCCUGUGUGUCCAACUUGUCUGGUUACAACUACAUGUCUGUUCGUCCACCCAUUGUAAAGUGCUGCGGAAUUUGAUGGCGGUUAAUAAAUUACAUAAUAAUAAUAAUAAUAAUAAUAAUAAAUUGCACUUAAAAAAUGUUUUGUUUUCUUUGUAUAGUGGAUGGAUGGAUAAAGAUAGAGAUAGAGAUAGAUAGAUAGAUAUCACCAAAUCCUGUCGUUUCCAUCUCAAAAACAUUGCAUGCAUCUGACCCUACUUAACGCCAAAUGCGACUAAGGUGCUGGUCCAUUCCACUGUCCUUUCUCGCCUUGACUACUGUAAUCCACUUCUCAGUGGUCUUACAUGCUCCCAACUUGUGCCGUUACAAUCCAUAAUGAAUGCGGCUGCGAGGCUCAUCUUUCUGUCCGCCUGCACCUCCCAUGCCUCCCACGCCUGUAAGAUAUAGGGCUCAAUUUGAAAUUCAGGUUCUUACUUUCAAAUCUCUACAUAAUUCUGCUCCCACCUAUCUAUCCUCCCUGAUACACAAGUAUGUCCCGUCUAGGCCCUUACGAUCUGCUGAAGACUUAAGUCUACCUUCUGUCUGUACUCCCACCUCUGAUGCUUGCCUUCAAGACUUCUCGAGGGCUGCACUGUUCCUGUGGAACUCGCUUCCCUGCUCCAAUAGAUGCUCACCCAGUCUCCACUCCUUCCUUGUAAGAUAUAGGGCUCAAUUUGAAAUUCUGGUUCUUACUUUCAAAUCUCUACAUAAUUCUGCUCCCACCUAUCUAUCCUCCCUGAUACACAAGUAUGUCCCGUCUAGGCCCUUACGAUCUGCUGAAGACUUAAGUCUACCUUCUGUCUGUACUCCCACCUCUGAUGCUUGCCUUCAAGACUUCUCGAGGGCUGCACCGUUCCUGUUGAACUCGCUUCCCUGCUCCAAUAGAUGCUCACCCAGUCUCCACUCCUUCAAAAAAUCAUUAAAAACCCACUUCUUCAUUAAAAGCGUAUCAAUUAAACUGUUAAUAGCUCCCAACUGAUUCUGCUUUUGCAACUGUCACUAGUCUAAUACUAUCCUUACCUUUUUGUUUCACUUUACCCCACUCCCUCUAGUAUGUAAGCUCAUUGAGCAGGGCCCUCAACCCCUCUGUUCCUGUGUGUCCAACUUGUCUGGUUACAACUACAUGUCUGUUCGUCCACCCAUUGUAAAGUGCUGCGGAAUUUGAUGGCGGUUAAUAAAUUACAUAAUAAUAAUAAUAAUAAUAAUAAUAAUAAUAAUAAAUUGCACUUAAAAAAUGUUUUGUUUUCUUUGUAUAGUGGAUGGAUGGAUAAAGAUAGAGAUAGAGAUAGAUAGAGAGAGAGAGAGAGAGAGAUAAAGAGAGAGAGAGAGAUUUUUCACAAUUAGUAUGUUAACAUUCCACAUAUAAUACGCCCAAAGCUUUAACAAUAUAAUUUUAGAUAUUACUUUUUUUUUAAAGUAUCUCUUUAAAAAUAAAGCUCAGGAAUUUUGUUCAUCCACAUAUGCUGAAAAAGAAUUAAAUUUGCUUGUAGGAGCAAACGAAAGGUGCUUAUUUAUCACCUUAAUCUUAUCUAUUAGCAGUAUGUGAUCUGAGAGAAUAAUAAUCCCUGUUUGUUUGACAUUUUGCCUUCUCUGCAUCCUCUCAAUCUGGACUCCUCUCUGUGUGUGGGAACAGUAUACUGGGUGGUUGUGACAUGUUUGUUUACCAUACAUUUAUUGCCUUUCAUUAUUAUUUAUUUCUAUCGUUUUAUUUGUGUAUAUAGAUUGCACCAUUAUUCUACCCUUAUUUGUUGUUUUUGUUGAUAAACACCAUUUAUAGGCUCUAACUCCAAAGAUUCUGAAAGCAUCGCUUGACAUUAUUUACCUGUCUUGUUUAGAAACACACUAUUUAAACUGUUCUAGUUUGUAUUCAGGAAAGUACAAAAUCUCCCAUCCAUUAUCACUGACCCCUGUUUAGCUGUAAUCCAUUCAGCAUGCCCACAUGGCUGCAUUAUUCAGAGACUCAUUAAACUCAUCCCUGUAGAGUUUCCAAUCACUUGAUCUUACAUGACAGAUUUCUUUAGAACUUGCAAACAUUGUGCAAACUGUUAAAAAAUACCAAUUGUGAUUACAGAAGCAUAAUUUAUCUACUCCAAUGUUCAUCUUGCUCAAAACAAUAUGUAGGUCAAUCAGCCCAACUGUAAAAAAAAUAACUAGACUUAAGGAACAUCCGGUGAGUACCUCUUUUGGAAAGUACUUUAAAUUCUACAAUAACAACACUACAGAUAUGUGUAGAAUUGUAUUGUAAACAGAGAGUAACACUGUCACCUAGUGGAGAAAGCAUGCUAGCAUUAUAGAAUGAUGUUUUUUUUUAAACACUCAGAAUGCUGUAGGAUUAAAGUGGGCCUGUUGCUCGUAAAAUUUUAUACUAUAAAAUAUUUAUUAAAACUCUGUUUAUAAAUGUCAUUGCAAGAUAAAUAUACCCUUAAAACCCAAAUCGAUAGUAUAAAAAGCUGUGUUUGAAACAGUCGCCGUUGCUAAGUUUGCCUGCAGAGAUGCAGAAUGAAGUUUGAAGCAUGAUGUUCAACCAUAUAAGAAUUAAGAACCCACAGAUUCCUAGGAAUGUUACAAGUUACUUCAUUCUUCACAUCUGUAUGGUUGAUGGGGCCAGGCACAUUUGCGGACCUCUGAGCUCUAAGCAAUCUCCUGGAUUUACCUUAUGGUUAAUCCUUCUCUGUGCCCAUCUGCAAUCAUUUUCAUUGUACGUGAGAAGGAACCAAUUCUAUUCAGGUUCAACAGAAACAUUUCAGCUUUAGUGUUGGUCUUUAUAGAUGAGCUUGUUAAAGGCCUAGGCUAAGGUCGAAACAUUACUGCUUGCUGAGGAACCUCAAUAAAAUUGGAAUAUUUUUCAUGUAUAGUGGUGUGCUGAAUUAUUACUUUUUUUGGGUUGCUAUUGUGUACUGAGUGGCGUAACAAUGGUUACAUUGCACAUACAGAGUUUAUGUAUUUUGGGGGCGGCAAGUGCUGGCGAUUUUGUAUAUAUUUUUGUGUUCAUUUGUACGUCCAGCUUGGAACUUGUGGAAAGAUGAUUUCUCGUGAAGGUAGAAAUAUGCCAAGUUUCACAUUGAAAUAUUUAUUUUAUACUGAUUUCUAGACUUUUGCAUUUGGUUUCUGACAAUUUGCAAUUCGUAUGAAAUUUGGGCAAUUGGCGAGUCGUCUGCAUUUCUGAAAUCCAUGAAUUUCUGAAUUUCCAUAAUGCUAUAUGAUCAAAUCACAAAACAAACAAAAUGAGGGAUGAACGAGCCAUUUGAUAUGAUUUGUGAUUUAGAGUUCAGUCUGUGGUGUAAAAAAAAACAUGAUUGAUUGCAAAAAGGAUGAAUAAUUUACAAUACGAACAGAUGUAACCUGGGUGCUAAAUAAUUUUCAAAAUUGUUUUCAAAAUUGCUUCACACUCUGGUGUAAUCCCAAAACUCCACCAAAAAGAGAAAGUAAUGUGUGCUAGUGAGUGGAGCAAUUUAUACCAUAUAUAAGACAGAAGAAAGAGUAUAUAUAUACAAACUGGUUUCGAUUUUAAGUGUAACUUCCAGCAAUAAUGGUAUAUAUGUAAAGAAAAAAGGGAAAAAAAGCAAUGAUAGUGCAGAUUGUAUAAAAAAUAUAUAAGCAUAUAUACUUAUAACAAUUCAUAAAUUGUGAAGUAUCACUUUAAGAAAUAUUUGGUGAAACCCCAAUAGGAAAAAGCUGACAUAAAUUUAUUAUCUGCCACAUGCAGAAAAAGCAGUACAUAUAUACAUAAAAUAGAAUAAUAAAAAAUGAUGAUAAAAAAUAGGGUGACAAGCCCCUUACUAGAUAAGGUGGUGAGUUUGACACAUAUAUGUCAACUCACUAUCAGAGUUCAAUCAUUAGGGUGGUAGGCUGCUGUCCGGCGUUCUUCCUGUUCGGCUGCUAGAGAAUCUCCUCGUGUAUUGUCUGCUGCCAGAAAACAAACGCCUCCGGACUCCGUGGUCUGUAAGCUCCUCCCCCUUUGUAUGACGUCAACGCGUUUCGCCAAUCGGCUUCCUCAGGACGUGCUCACAACCUUCAUCUUGGUUGUGGGCUUAAAUAGGGCAACAAUCCCUCAUGAUUGGUUUAUCACUAAUUCAAUUGAAAAAGUCCAAUUGUUCAAUUAAAUUAACUAAAUAUCUUGACAUAAAGUUUAAUGGGACUUGGAUUCAAAUCUACAGCUGUCAUUAAAGACUCAUUUAAGACUCUUUAAAGGAUUGUUCAUGGCAGAAAAAUAAAUAACAUGGCAAAAUUAAACAGCAAAAAGGCAUUGAUAAAAUCACAAAAUCACAAAGAUACACAGCAGAAAAAAUAAAAAAAAAUAAUAACAUGUUCUCUAGCAGCCGAACAGGAAGAACGCCGGACGAGCAGCCUACCACCCUAAUGAUUGAACUCUGAUAGUGAGUUGACAUAUAUGUGUCAAACUCACCACCUUAUCUAGUAAGGGGCUUGUCACCCUAUUUUUUAUCAUCAUUUUUUAUUAUUCUAUUUUAUGUAUAUAUGUACUGCUUUUUCUGCAUGUGGCAGAUAAUAAAUUUAUGUCAGCCUUUUCCUAUUGGGGUUUCACCAAAUAUUUCUUAAAGUGAUACUUCACAAUUUAUGAAUUGUUAUAAGUAUAUAUGCUUAUAUAUUUUUUAUACAAUCUGCACUAUCAUUGCUUUUUUUCCCUUUUUUCUUUACAUAUAUACCAUUAUUGCUGGAAGUUACACUUAAAAUCGAAACCAGUUUGUAUAUAUAUACUCUUUCUUCUGUCUUAUAUAUGGUAUAAAUUGAUCCACUCACUAGCACACAAGGAUGAAUAAUUGUUAAGGGACAGCCCACCAAUUUCUCCAACCAAUAGAGGGGAAAUGGGAAUGUAGUAAACCAAUCCAGUUAUAUAUACUAUAUAUUAACCCCUUAAGGACACAUGAUGGAAAUAUUCCGUCAUGAUUCCCUUUUAUUUCAGAAGUUGUGUCCUUAAGGGGUUAAUAUAGUAUAAUAAAUUAAUAAGCAUUGUUUUCUUAUUUUAUGUAUAUGUUUUGCAGUACACUAAUUGGCCAUUUUCUUGCCAUUUUGGUUAGUUUUUUCCCUAAAAUGAUUGCAUGGAUGAAAUUUGUCCGAACCGAAAUGCUACAUGGCUGAAUCUUAAAUCGAGUGAAUUAAAAAAAAAAAAAAUUGGGCAAAUUGAUUUAGACAAACUAAUUUUUUAUCGCCAUGCUCAAGUUUUAUGUUUGUGCUCCGCUUAGUUAUUUUCCGUAUUUAGAGUAUCCCAACUUGAGUUCCUUUUCACUAAAUCUCUAUAUAUGUGUUUGUGUGUUUGUGUGUGUGGGUGUCUGUAUGUCUGUUUGUUUGUUUGUGUAUGUGUGUGUGUGUGUGUGUAUAUGUGCUUUCCAUAAGACACCUUCUUUCUUGUUAAUAUCGCCCCAAAAAAAUGAUGGUAAAGAAAAAAUGUGAAUCAAUUAAAAUAAUCCAUGUUUGCCCACUGAGGGCACUAUACAGACUGAACUUGCAUGUCUAGAGAAGCCCUUAUAAAGACUUUUCCAUGCUAUGCAAUCUUGGUCUAAGUGCUCUGGUUUGUAAGUCUCACAUCUCUUCCUUAAGGUAGGGAGGGUAGGUUUUUAUUUGGGGGUGGGGGAUAGGGGCUUGUGUAUAUUUUUCUUACAGUGCCAAAGGUAUGUCCACCCCCUUUUAUAUUUCACUAUUUGCCCCCACAUGCUGCCCAUGGGUGGAGGCUGCGGGGUACGGUCCCCCCACUGGUUAAUAAAUGAAGAGCCUAUUGUUGAAUCCAAAAAGGCCACUUUAACCGGGAUCAUUUUGCAUGUAAAAUGUUGGAUUCAGUGUCAAUAUUCAAAGCUAUGUUUAUAUUCAAAGCUAUAUUUAUCGCUUUUACAUAAAUCUUUAACGGUGGGAGUUUAUUCAAUCUGAACCAUGAAAUGGAGCCUAUAAACCGCCAUUACACAUAAUCAGCUUUAUUCUUAUAUAUAUUUAUAUAUAUUUUAAUAUUACGCCAAACUGCAUGUGUCUGAUUAAAUUACAGGUGAAUAAAAAAAAUUAUGUUAUUUACUGCAACAAUGUCAAGUAAUUAAGUCAGCUGUAGUUACUAUUUCUUAUUAGCUGGUACAUCAACAGAUAUACAAUAAGUAAUGUUUUAUCAAAUAGGGUGUGCAGAAUUGUUAUGAAAACCUUGUUUAGAAUGGUUCUCUGAAUAUGUAAGUAUGUGUAUGUGAUCCGAUUCUCCAUGUGUAAUUUUCCAGCGAUAAGUUAAAUUUUCCAGUAAGGAAUCGGAUAAAUGUUUGCAUAUCACUCUGACUGCUUUUCAUUCAUCGGCCUUUCCUUCCUAACUUAUUGCUGCAAUAGAUUCCAUUGUGACCUUUAAUCUGACAUUAGUUCCACGUAUUACAGAUACUGAUGUAUAGGAAUUCACUGCAUUAACGAUGCUCCUGCAAGGAACAUUUUUCUUGUGCCACAUUAACAAACAUGCCAUAUCUGCCUAAAUACAUCAUUUAUUUUAUAGAAACCAGUAAACAACUAUUUAAGUAAUAAAUAGUCAGUAAUGAAUAAAUCUAAGCAACAGUUAGGAAAUAGAAUAUGAAAAUGCAUUUAUCCAAGAAUGCGCACCCUAUGUAAUAAUAGCAUUGAACAUACAUUUUUACAAGCAUUUACCCUGAGAGAUGAUUUGAGCUCUAGAUUAACAAUCACUUCUCGGGACAUUUCACCAUCCUUUCAAAAAUGAAUAAUACUUAAUGAUUGUUAACCUUUUUUUGUUCGAAGCUUACUUUUCUUUCAAAUGUAGACAAAAGAGUUGGCAAAUUACAUCAGAAUCCAUUUCAGUCCUGGCACAGGCGAGGCACACAUUGCUUUGAAGGAUUGAAACAUUGCUUCUGUUUCUCCCACUCUCUCUAUGCUCUCUCUCUGUGCUGACUGACAAGUUAAAAGAGCAGAGCAUGUUAUAAAUAUUGACAGGAAGCCAAGAUAGAAUCACUCCAAUAUGGAGAAGAGAGAGUCAGAAAUCAAGCUUAAAGGGUUGAUCUAAGCACCAUAACUUAGUCACUGAUUUGAAGUGGCCAUGGUGCCUGGAGUCUGUACGUGCAGUGUUUUGCUAUGAAAUGCUGCACAUACAUAGAAACAUAGAAACAUAGAAUGUGACGGCAGAUAAGAACCAUUCAGCCCAUCUAGUCUGCCCAAUUUUCUAAAUACUUUCAUUAGUCCCUGGCCUUAUCUUAUAGUUAGGAUAGCCUUAUGCCUAUCCCACGCAUGCUUAAACUCCUUUACUGUGUUAACCUCUACCACUUCAGCUGGAAGGCUAUUCCAUGCAUCCACUACCCUCUCAGUAAAGUAAUACUUCCUGAUAUUAUUUUUAAACCUUUGUCCCUCUAAUUUAAGACUAUGUCCUCUUGUUGUGGUAGUUUUUCUUCUUUUAAAUAUAGUCUCCUCCUUUACUGUGUUGAUUCCCUUUAUAUAUUUAAAUGUUUCUAUCAUAUCCCCCCUGUCUCGUCUUUCCUCCAAGCUAUACAUAUUAAGAUCCUUUAACCUUUCCUGGUAAGUUUUAUCCCGCAAUCCAUGAACCAGUUUAGUAGCCCUUCUCUGAACCCUCUCUAAGGUAUCAAUAUCCUUCUGAAGAUACGGUCUCCAGUACUGUGUACAAUACUCCAAGUGAGGUCUCACCAGUGUUCUGUACAAUGGCAUGAGCACUUCCCUCUUUCUACUGCUAAUACCUCUCCCUAUACAACCAAGCAUUCUGCUAGCAUUUCCUGCUGCUCUAUUACAUUGUCUGCCUACCUUUAAGUCAUCAGAAAUAAUCACCCCUAAAUCCCUUUCCUCAUAUGUUGAGGUUAGGACUCUAUCAAAUAUUCUGUACUCUGCCCUUGGGUUUUUACGUCCAAGAUGCAUUAUCUUGCACUUAUCCACAUUAAAUGUCAGUUGCCACAAUUCUGACCAUUUUUCUAGCUUACCUAAAUCAUUUGUCAUUUGGCUUAUCCCUCCUGGAACAUCAACCCUGUUACAUAUCUUAGUAUCAUCAGCAAAAAGACAUACCUUACCAUCAAGACCUUCUGCAAUAUCACUAAUAAAAAUAUUAAAGAGAAUGGGUCCAAGUACAGAUCCCUGAGGUACCCCACUGGUGACAAGUCCAAGCUUCGAAUAUAUUCCAUUAACAACAACCCUCUGUUGCCUGUCACUCAGCCACUGCCUUACCCAUUCAACAAUAUUGGAAUCCAAACUUAAAGAUUGCAGUUUAUUGAUAAGCCUUCUAUGUGCAACAGUGUCAAAAGCCUUACUGAAAUCUAGGUAAGCAAUGUCUACUGCACCACCCUGAUCUAUAAUUUUAGUUACCCAAUCAAAAAAAUCAAUAAGAUUAGUUUGGCAUGAUCUCCCUGAAGUAAACCCAUGUUGUCUCUGAUCUUGAAAUCCAUGUGUUUUUAGAUGUUCAACAAUCCUAUCCUUUAACAUGGUUUCCAUCACUUUCCCCACUACUGAAGUAAGGCUUACUGGCCUAUAGUUGCCCGACUCCUCCCUAUUACCUUUCUUGUAAAUGGGCACAACAUUCGCUAACUUCCAAUCUUCUGGGACUACUCCUGUUAAUAAUGAUUGGUUAAAUAAAUCUGUUAAUGGUUUUGCUAGUACACCACUAAGCUCUUUUAAUAGCUUUGGGUGUAUUCCAUCAGGUCCCAUUGACUUAUUUGUCUUUACUUUUGACAGUUGAAAUAGAACCUCUUCCUCUGUAAACUCAUGUGUAAUAAAUGACUCAUUUAUCCUUUUUCUUAACUGAGGUCCCUUUCCUUCAUUUUCAUCUGUAAAUACAGAACAAAAAUAUUAAUUGAGGCAGUCAGCUAGACCUUUAUCCUCUUCUACAUACCUUCCUUCUUUUGUUUUUAAUCUAACUAAUCCUUGUUUUACUUUUCUUUUCUCAUUUAUGUAUCUAAAAAAUGUUUUGUCCCCCUUUUUUACUGACUGUGCUAUUUUCUCUUCUGUGUGUGAUUUGGAAGCUCUUAUAACUUGCUUAGCCUCUUUCUGCCUAAACUUAUAGAUUCUGUCUUCCUCACUCUGGAUUUUUUUUAUAAUUACUAAAUGCUAACUUUUAGUUUUUUACUAUUUUGGCCACAUCUGCGAGGUACCACAGUGGUUUCUUGAAUUGUUUUGCUUUUACUGACAAGCCUAAUGCAAUUUUCUGUUGCCUUCAAUAGUGCAACUUUUAAAUAAUCCCAUUUCUCUAGAACUCCAUUUAAAUUGCUCCAGUCUGAUAAUGACUCCUCUACACAUAUUCUAAUUUUAGAAAAGUCUGUUUUUCUAAAGUCUAAAACUUUUGUUUUUGUGUGGUGGGACUCAGUCACUGUUCUUAUAUUAAACCACACUGACUGAUGAUACAGGUUUAAUACCUCUGCUGUCCAAGCUGUGACUACAUUUUUGGCCAUGUCAUUGGGAUGUCAUUGCCGGCCCAGAACAAAGGUUCCAAGUGGCCAAUGUAAAUCCUGUGCAAAUAUGUCAAUGAGGACAUAUUUGCCAGACAGCCAAUGGCAGUACAGUAACCCUCUCCUUUCCCCCCGUGCUGCCCAUGUCCUCCUCUCAGCCCGUCCCUCCUGACCUCCCUCUCCCUCCAGCAAUAGAUCGAGGUGACUUUAACCUUUGUUUGUUUAUUUAUUUCAAUUGGGGAUGGGAACGGAUCAGCAUAGAAAGAGCUACUCUUAACAAAUCCAGUGUUUUAUAUAAACACCCUUUUGAUUGGAGUAACCUUUUAAUGCAGGAGGUGUAGUUCUAACUAAAUAUUAUUUUAAGACUUCACAAAUUCAUAUUUGUUAAAUACAGGGAAAAGUCAACAUAAUAUUAAAAAUCCUGAUUCCAGGAUUGAGACAGUUCCUCUUUAAGAAAAAAAGAAACACGCCAUCAUGUUUAAGCCAUGUAAACCAAUCCACAGAAGAGUUAACAAAGCAACAACAUUGCUACUGUUUUCAGUUUUCUUCAAAUUGGGAAAUAAUUCCUCCUCAAUUCCAAAGCCUAUCAGAUUAUUCCGUGGAUCAAUAUACACUAGUGUUUAAUGUAAUUGUUAUAACCCUGUAUGUUCACUUUGUUUGAAACAUUUCACCUUGUGUUUUCUAGUGAUAUUGACUGAAUCUGCCAGGACAACUUUCUUUGGUAGUGAAUUAUAAUGUAAUUGUGUGAGUUAAAUUGUAUAUCAGCAGAAACUGUGAGAUGUACUUCCUUUAUAAAACAUGGGUUGUCUUUACAGAAAUCUGUGUGUAUUGAUUGACCUUUACUAAUAUGGGUUAAUCGAAACCUCCUGAAGGUGUUUUUUUUCUCUUAUAGAUAUCACAACCAAUUUGGAAAUCUUGUUCUUCUAAAAUAUUAUUCUCCAGGUAUAGCUCUCAGGUUUACUGUUAGUCUACCUACUGUGGUAUAUUUGUUAAUCUCUUCAAAGAACACUCCAUGCACCUAAAGCACUUUAGCUUGCUUAAGUGCUUUAUGUGUAUGUCCUCUUAUUUCUAUUUUGCAAAUAUUUCUACAGAAAUUGGAGCUUUUAUGAAUUAACCUUGUUACAUCCCCUCGCUGUCAAUCAGACAACCUGUCCUGUUACUUCUUGGUUUGGUUGGCUCAGUGGAGCUAAACUCAAGAGGCAGCAAUUGCUCAGAGCACCUGCCUUGCAAAGUCUUCUCAAUGAGCUGCAUUGGAAAGUCUGUGAUUGGCCAGCCACAGAAAGUCUGGGCGUGGUUAGGAGGGGAGGGCUUGCAAAAGCUUUAGACAAGAGAUCUGCAGCUUUUCCAAGUUGUGUUGAAAUAUAUCACAAAUGAAAAAAAUGCAUAAUUAAAUGCACAGAAGUUUUUAUUGGGGAUAUACCUGCUAAAUAGUUAUUUUUUUGUAUUUGGGCAGUGGAGUACCCCUUUAAGCUUGUAUGCUUCAAUGGCAAGGUUUCACAAAUUAUAAUCUUAUUAUUCUGAAAAGGUUUCCAUAAAACAUAACAUAGAAAUGUCGGUUGAUAUAUUGAAACUGACUGUGCUCGACUGUGUUUUGGCUUUUCCUAAAGAAAUUAAAUCAAUUAUUAACACAAAUAAAUACAACAGCUCGCAACUACAAAAAUAGUUAAACAGAGUACAAAGAGCCACACAACAUCUACACAUCAAUAUCAAGCCGUAAAAAGAGCAGCACAAAAAUAUACUUACAAGACAAAUUGGAGAGAAGACACGAGGCAAACAAAAGAGAAGGAAUCUCAGAGGAGCUAGAUUCAAUAUGUGCUCAUUGGGUGGUACACAUUGCAGAAAUUACAGAAAUAAACAUAACAAUGAGACUUGAACAGCAUGAAAAUAAUUAUACCAUAAAUGUAAAAAGUUAGGUCAUUUUUCUUGAAUGUGCAACUUUGGAGACAGAGAAGAAUCAAAGCUGGUCAGAUGUAUUAUGUAUUGAGGAGAGCAAAAGAGAUAUUUAGCAAGUUUAGAAACACCUAAUUAUGGGAAUUCUUAAGAAAGGCAAAUGAAAAAAAUGUGCAGAAAGAUGGCUAAAGUCCCUUGGGAAAAAUGAAAGUUCAGUUAUUGAGAAUAUGUUUUCGUUUAUAAUUUUUUGUUGUAUUUUUAUUGGUAGAUUAGAAAUUGACUUAUUAUUGUAUUUCAUUAGACAUUAAGUGAUCUAUGGAAAGGUAGACUCUAGGUUACAUGGUUAUAUGAAGGAUAGAAAGACAAGGCUCAUGUUAUGAUUAGUAAAUAUGGGUUAGAUUAAAACUGAUUAACGUGAGAUGGACCAGAUUUUAUCCUAAAAGAAUUCAGGACAAUUCUACAUGAAAAGGUGAGUCUCAAAUGCACAUUGUCUAAUUCUGAGUCCAUUUUCUGGCUGUGUAUGUUUCCUGGUUUGAAUAUAUUGUAUCUAUUUAAAAAAAAUCAAUAAAGAAAUUUAUACAAUGAAAAAAAAAAUCUCAGUCCUUUUCUGAUAACACAUUGCAAGAAAUACAGUAAAACAACAUUUUCAAGUAUAUUUUGUUGAAUUCCAGCCGGGUACAUUUUAUCAGCGCAUGUGAGCUGCCAAACCAAGUUUUUCUUUUCAUCAACCUAAAGCAUUUGAAUAACCUGCAAUCUACUUCUGAUUACACAAAUGAAUUAGUAAAAUAAAAAGGUACAAAAUAUUGUUGAGAAUGCUCGGUACGGUACAUUGAAAUAUAUAGAAGGAGCCGGAUUAAAUUGCUUUAUAUUUAGUCAUUUUUUGUGCUCUAUAACCAUUUCUAUUACAAAAAAGGGUACGUUUUCUUUUGCACUGGGAAAGCACACGGGGAUUCUUUGCAGGUUUCAAUAACAGCCUGCAAUGCCCUGUACAGUAGUUGCUUGGUGCGCUUGCUUUGAACAGGUAGUGUGCAUCUUGUAGACAUUAUUUUUACAUUCUUGGGCCCAUAUUUAGAUAGUUGCAUUUGCAGAAUUCUAUCAGGUUAGUUAAUAGUAAGAUAUUUCACCAUAUUCAAAUAACCUUUGGUGCCAAUGAAAAAAGAGCAACUUGUUUGCACUGCGCUCCAAUUUUUUGGAAAUGACUUAAUUUUUUACAAAGAAACCUAACCUUAUAUCUCAUCGGGUACCAUAACAAAGGGAUUGCGACCUGAAAUAGAUUUUUGUCCUCCAGAGAAACUGGUACCUCUAUAAAGGGUGUAAACCUUUCUUUAUACAUGUUUAAAAUGGCAAUCUAAUGUUUUCCCCUUUUAAUGUGAUUCCCCAGAAAUGCAGUAUUGGACUUGUUCUCAAAGUCGCUCUUCAAUGAACUGCUAUUGGAAGUUGUCAACGAUUUGUCUGUCAACGUUAUUAGAAAAACAAUGAGAGAUUUUGUAGAGGACCAUAUUCUAAAUUCUGCUGUUAAUCAAUUUACGGAUGAAAUGAUCAUCAGCAUAAUUCAAAUGGAGUUACCGACAGUGGUAAGUUGAUGUAAUAUUAGUCUGUAUCUUAAGAUUAAAGAUAAGCUAUUGCCUCUGUUUCUUCAUUAUGAAGCAUCAUCUUUACCCUUCAUCACUUUAAAUAUAGAUAGUUAUAUUUCAUGCAAUUUCAAGGCACAAUUGAGUAGGACAUUCAUUAAAUCUACUAACCUCUGAACCUUCAAUUUGAUCUCAAUGAGCUCUGUGUUCUAGCCGAAAUUUCAAUGGGCCUUAAAAUGGUCUCAGUUAGCUCAGGAAUGAUCUAUGACACUACUCCAAAAGAAUUAUCCAAAUAAAUAAUUAAUCUACCCAAUUCAUUCAAAUGUCUAAAAAAGACAAUGAAAAGGGAAUCCCACAUACCACUAAUAACCAGAAGACGAUAUGGCAUUAUUGCCCUCCUAUUCACCCUGGCUAUCGACCCACCUGCAAAUGCCUUGCUCAUACCUCCAUUCACUGUAGGAGGAUUUGUUCAGUGGUCCCCUCCAUUAUUUUACCCAUAUAUAGAAAAAAUGGUUAAUAUAUAACUGACAAACCUCUUAUCUACCAAAGAUUUGGCCAAACAGGAAUAUAGAGCAUAUAGCUGACUACCUACAGAUGAAAAACAAAGUAAUACAAUAGUGCAAUACGGUUAUAGCACAUAUUAGUGCGCACCAGAUAAGAAUGCACUCACGAGAUUUAGGAGUAUAAUAUCGCCUCAGGGUGCCUCCCCAUAUGUGUAUUGGGGUAUAUCCAAGGAUCCUUCUCCUCUGGUAUAAUCACCACCACGGAAUGCAAGAUAGAACCCAGGUAAUAGGUGAAACAUGCUAAGCUUUAUUAUGCCAAUGUUCCGUGGGUGUUUCCAAAGGUGUCCAGCUGUCUUGAAGACUCUAAAAUUAGAAUUCCCAGGUUGAUGUUAGUUCCGAAACCACCAAUGGGACGAUAGUAAAAGGGGAGAGUUAUAUGCUACUUUUUAUCUUGAUUGUAGGAUUGUUUUUAUGAAUGUGUAUAUUUGUUUUAUUGGUCCCUGAGGAAGGCUUUUGUAAAGCCAAAACGUGUAGGACCUUGCAUAUAUUUAAAUUUUAUUUUUCAUUGGCAUAAUAAAACUUAGCAUUAUGCCACCCCGCAUUUAGUGAGUGCCCCACCGUUAGGGCGGCACACUCUAACGAUUUUGCGCUCCCCGCCACCAUCUUCUUACCUGGACUGGUGAUCCUCACUUGUGGGGACUGCCUUAGGAGAUAGGCAGUCCCCCUGCUUCCUUUCCGGCCCUCCUUGGCCAUGUGAUCGCGACAGAUGUCACAAAUCACAUGGCCGCAAAGCAGUCUGAGACUGUCUGCAAGGGGACUGCCUGAGUGUUCAGGCAGUCCCCCUAGCAUCUGAAAUUUUAAAAAAGUUAGUAAAACACAUUCAAAUAUUAUAUUAUACAUGUAUAAUACAUGUAUAAUAUAUUAUAAGAUAAUUAAAACACCUGAUUAGCAUAUAAUACAUAUAUAAAACAUAUAUAAUUUAAUUCUUACUGUAUUUUGGUAUUAAAAUAGCAGACAGUUGAUUCAAUUAAUACCAAAAUACACUUAGAAUUAAAUUAUAUAUGUAUUAUAUAUGUAUAAUAUGCUAAUCAAAUGUUUUCAUUAACUUAUAACAGAUUAUAAAUAUAUUACAAAAUAUACAUAAAAAAUGUAAUAAGCGUAUCUUGAUAUGUAUACCUAUAUGCUCAUGCCCUUGUACAGAACACUGGUGAGACCUCACUUGGAGUAUUGUACCUUUAGAAGGAUAUUGAUACUUUAGAGACUGAGAGAGUUCAGAGAAGGGCUACUAAACGGGUUCAUGGAUUGCAGGAAAAAACUUAUAAGGAAAGGUGAAAGGAACUUAACAUGUAUAGCUUGGAGGAAAGACAAGACAGGGGGGAUAUGAUAGAAACAAUGAAAUACAUAAAAGGAAUCAACACAGUAAAGGUGGAGACUACAUUUAAAAGAAGAAAAACUACCACAACAAGAGGACAGUCUUAAAUUAGAGGGGCAAAGGUUUAAAAAUAAUAUCAGGAAGUAUUACUUUACUAAGAGGGUAGUGGAAUAGCCUUCCAGCUGAAGUGGUAGAGGUUAGUGGAUGCAUGGAAUAGCCUUCCAGCUGACAUGGUACUAGUAAACAGAGUGAGGGAGUUUAAGCAUGCGUGGGAUAGGCCAGGGACUAAUGAAGGUAUUUAGAAAAUUGGACAGACUAGAUGGGCCGAAUGGUUCUUAUCUGCCGUCACAGUCUAUGUUUCUCCCUGGAAAUCUUAAUGUCAUAAAAAAUUAUUAGAAAUAUUACGUGUUUUCUCUUAUUUCAGAUACAAGAAAUUAAAGAUGAAAUUUAUCUUGAUGACAUCCAUCAAUAUCUUAUAAACGAUGUUGUUGAUAAAGAAGUGAAAAGCACAAUACAUACAAUCUUUGUUGAACAUGAAGAUGAACGGUCUGUACUGCAGGAAAAUCAGGUGAACAAUCAUUGUUAACAUAUAAAAAAUAUAGGGAACUUCAUUAACUAAUGGAGGCUAAUUAGAUUACAUAAUGCCUAAUUUUGCUUCAUGUUUUAAAACUAAAAACAAUUGUUUAGUAAAAUUUUAAGAUGUGUUAUUAAAUCUAUGGCACCUAAAAAAAAAUACAUAAAAAAAAUACAAAACCAAAAAAAAAUACAAAAAGCACCAGGUAAAACAUCGGAUAAUUAAGACAUUCACAGCAAAAUUUACUGGAAUGAAAAUUCAAUUAUAGUACUUAGAAAGCUGAACGAAACUGAAUCGCUAAUUAGUUAUCAUGUAGUUAACAUAAGACUUUUAAAAUGUACAGUUAUAUUUAGCAGGUUACAAUAUCUACAAAGUCACAAUGUCAAAAUGUAGUCAAAAUGGUUCUCUAUGCAUCACAUGAAUUCCAUAGAGAUCGCACUGGUUAAUGUUGUAAAGUUAGUAAAAGAUAAGAGACGUAUUCAACAAACAUGUUAUUACCCAUUCCUACUGUGAUCCAGGGGCGUACCUAGGGCAUUUGGCACCCGGGGCGGAUCCUGUGCUUGGCACCCCCACCCAAAAAAAAAACCUGUAAAAAAUGUUAAAGGUUUUCUUUCUUUUUUUUUUACAAUUUGUAAACUUUGCAAAACCGCUGUCAGCCCCUCCUACAAAACCCUUGUCCUGCCCGCCCCUCCUACAAAACCUCUGUCCUGCCCCUUCUACAAAUCCUGUACUGCCCCAUCUACAAAACCCCCGCAACCCCCUUCCACAAAUCCCCUGCUUAUCCCCCCCUUAUAAAGACUCCUGUCCAAAUACAAAACCCCCGCCCCUUCUACAAAAUCCCUGCAGCCCCACACACACAUUUACAGGCAGACAGUCACACACUCAGUUACAGACAGACAGUCACACACCCAGUUACAGGCAGACAGUCACACACAGUCACAGGCAGACAGUCACACAUACACAUUUCCUCCGUGCGGCCAGUUUAUCAGCUGUUUGCUUGUGUGAGCUGUACUGGCCACAUGGCACCAUAACUACCAUGGGACACUGUGCGGCCACAGCUUACACAGCCCCCUACAGCCAGGGCCGGUGCAAGGAUUUUUGCCGCCCUAGGCAAAAGUAAAAUUUGCCGCCCCCCAUGUGACAUCACAAUGCCCCACCCAUAUGAUUUGCCAUGUUAACUAACGCCAGUGCUGCAGUGCCGCCGUGUUUACAUUAAAAGGCCUGCAGGGACAGGCUAUAGACACCAGAACCACUACAUUAAGCUGAAGAGGUUCUGGGGACUAUAGUGUUUCUUUAAUGUGAGGUAAAUUAGAGCUUAGUGCCACGAAUAAUAUACUAGAUUUCCUACUUACAACCAAAUGAGGAUGAUGAUGGGCUCUAGCUGCAGUCUGGCUCCACUGGUCUGGUGCAGAACAGGCUCUCUGGAGGCGGUUUGUAAAUGUGGUCACAAAAAUCAAUGUUCUGGGAGAACGGGAAGCAGCUCCAUUUUUUGGGGGUCCUUUACACAGCUCAAGGUCUGGGUCCCAGGGUCCACCUUCAUAUUCCACCAAUGAGUUUGUUCACAGGGGGUGGAGUGUGUAGGGAUGUCCUGAUAUGUGUGUAAGGAAUGCAUUGUGUGAAAUUGUGUUUGUAUGUGUAAGGACUGCAAGGUGUGUUUCUGUGUAUGUAUGGGAUGUAUUGAAUGUGUGUAAGGGGUGCAUUGAGUGUGUGUAAUGAAUGCAUUGUGUGUUUCUGUGUGUGUAAGGGAUGCAUUGUGUGUAACGGUUGCAUUGCUUGUGUAUGUGUGUCUGUGUGUGUAAUGCAUUGUGUGUUUUUCUGUGUGCAAGGGGUGCAUUGUGUGUAUGUGAUGAAUGUCAAUCUCUCCUCCCGCUCCAAUUUCCUUCUCCUCUUCCCAAUUUCUCUUUCUCCCCCCUCCUAAUUUCUCUCCCCCUCCUAAUUUCUCUUUCUCCCCCCUCCUAAUUUCUCUUUCUCACCCCCCUCCUAAUUUCUCUCCCCCCCUCUUAAUUUCAAUUUCUCUCCCCCUCCUAUUUUCUCUUUCUCACCCUCCCUCCUAUUUUCUCUUUCUCACCCUAAUUUAUCCUCCUAAUUUCUCUUUCUCACCCUUCUUUCUCUUUCUCACCCUCUUUCUCUUUUUCACCCCUCUUUCUCUUUAUCACCCCCUUCUUUCUCUUUCUCACCCCUUUCUCUUUCUCACCCCCCCUUCUUCUCUUUCUCACCCCUUCUUUCUCUUUCUCACCCCCAUCUAAUUUCUCUUUCUCCCCAAUCCCCCCUACCUUUUCUGUAGCGUGGCUGAGCCCUGUAUAGUCCACGGGUACAGGGAGAAUGAUUGUAAAAAAACAAACAAACAAACAAAAACGAAAUAGUUAUGUAUUAUCUCACAUAGGUAAAACGUUUAAAAGUGGUAUAUUUUAGACUUCUAUGUGAAUAUAUUUUAUUAAUUGCCUUUUGCUUUAGGUAUGUUCAGUUGUUAACAUCUUGUCAUUAUUAUUUCAAUGCUGCGUUCUUCCGUGUUUAUCUCAGAAAUAGAUCUUUCAGCAAAGCAAAAACAUUGUAAAACUAUUUCCAAACGUAUAUGACUUCCUUGAUGAAGCAAUAGUUGUAACAUGCCGUACGUAAACUCACAUCCAACAACAAUUUUACUGAUAUGCCUAGGUUAUGAACUUAUUCUGAUUUUCUUUGGGAAGAGGGAUAAUAAGGAGUAGAAAGAAAUGACAAAGUCAGACACAAAUAAUAAAAACAACAUGACAAAGUGUCCGAAAUUGGACAAAAAACUGCGAAUGAAACUACAUGAGGAAGAGAAAAAUUAGAGAACAUACAGAAAAGCCAACUGUUAAACAUCUAACUGGAUGCUCUUAUUCUGAAAGAAUUUAAAUAUCUCAUACAAUUAUUUUUGUAAAUUUCUCUUGCAAUUCCACAUUGGUCCACAAGAGGCAUUUAGUAUUAGUAAAGUCGCCAUCAUUUGCUUUCUCCACUCUUCUAGUUUCCAUUUGAGUCUCUCGCAUGCUUUCUGUUAAGUUUGUGGUGAAAAAAUACAGGGAACAAUGAGCUGAACAUCCAGAUUUAUUUAAUGUGGAAUGCGUGGGUGUACACCAUCAAUUAAAAUAAGUAUGGAAAGGUGAAGGUUUUAAAAUGACAAGCUAUAAUCAUGUGAAUAUCAAAAUUGUAUGUUUGCUUUACUCCCAGAUAACAGCAAGUGCAAAUAAAUAUUUGAUUGACACAUUUCUACUGGAGCAUUUAGUUGGACUUAUUGGGACACAGACGUUAAUUGCAUUUGACAAAGAUGUCUCUUUGUGCCUCUUAGACAGUAAGUAUAUCAAACAUAAUAAUAAACUAGAGAUUAAUCCUUCCGUAUACCAAUGUUCUUAGGUGAGCUUUUUUUACUGCAUUUUUACUUAAAGGGUUACUCCAAACACCAUGACCACUUCAUGGUGCCUGUAGACUGUGCAUGCAGCUCUCUGCUGUGAAAUGCUGCACAUUUCAUUUAACCUUUCUGUUGCCGUAGAUUAUUGCUACGUCAUUAACCAGCCUGAAACAAUAUUUCCAGACUGCCUAAUUUUAAUUUUGCUUAUAUUUAAAUGCACAUAAGUGCUUUUAUUGGCUGGGAGCAAUUAGCUGAUGUUUUCAGCCAGUGAAUGGCCUAACAGAUCAACUUCUGGCUUCUGCAGCUGGAGGACAAUUGGUAUCCUGCAGGGACCCAGGUAAGAAUGCAAAUGAUUGUCACCAUACCAUGAAACUGGUCCAGGUUACUCCUGGCAUCAUAACCACAACACUGGGCUGUAGUGGUUAUGAUGCUUCGAAUAACCUUUUAACCAUUGCAGCUACAAUAUAGGUAUUUUUGGAUUAGAAUUAGUUGCUAGGUAGUUAGGUGUGUUUUUUUUAUUUCAAUUUUUUUAACAUAUAUAUAUUAGUUUGCAUUUAGAAAGUUUCAGCCUGCCGGGUCCCUUUAAUCCACUAUAUAAUCAGAGACAUUUGUAUUUCCCGUGAUACCAUAGAUUGAAAGUUGAUACCAGCUGGACCCGUUUUUAACCUCUGUAUGAAGAUUUCUGUAUGUUAUGUGAAUAUUGAUUCAUUCUUUGCAGGUAUGAUGCUAGAUAUCAUGUUAAGGCAGCACCUCCGCAUACAACACGGGCAACAAGUUACCCUUGAAAAUCACAGCAUGAAGAUUCUGCAUCAAAAAGCAGUUAGCGGAAUGGUAUGUUUACAGAUGUGGGGGAUAUUCUAGCAUUCAUUCAUAUAAAAUUAACAGAAAUUGGGAGGAAAAUACAUGACGUUGGAAUUGAAUUUUAAAUUUGCUUUGAAUUCCGGGCAAUUCUCAAUUCAGUGUAUGAAUUUUUUAAGGCAGCAAAAAAUUGACACCGACUUUUUCUCCGGAUUGACAGUGAUCAAUACUUUGCAUUCACCAUGUAAGAGAUGAUCCAUACUCUUUUAAACAUAUUUAGUUGUUCUAGUGCAAACUGAAACAAUUGUCCCUUGUACUCUAGUUACAUUAGUUACAUAAUAGUUACAUUAAUACAUAUUACAAUAUCCAAUGUGCGAGGCUGGUCCCUUGCAGGCAAUUUGGGAAUCAGAGCCUCUGUCGUGUAUCUAGAUUGCUGUUCUAUCAUUUUGCUGAAAAAAAUGGUAGAAAUAAUUCAGUUUAAAGAUUUUGUCCAAGUAGCAGAAGGAAAUGUAAAGAUACAUCUAAAUGAUAUGACAUUGUUAAGUUUAGCAGUUAAAAACAUACAUUUUAAUUUAAAAGUGCUUCUUUUCAUAAAUAGUCUGUAUUACUUUUAAGGUUAUUUACUAAAAAGAGAAUUGUCGGGAAAUCGAAAUGAAUUCCCAGUUUUAGACAAAAACAGUCAAACUGGAAGCUGACUUGGAGAAUGUUUGCAGUCCACCUAUUUUUGGCCUUAUAUUCACAUUGAAUUCCCAACAAUUCUCCCUAUAGUAAAUGUGACAGUAAAAAUUCAAGAUCGAGUGCAAAACAUGUUUUCUACUUAUAAAUUUAUAGUACAAUAUUUAAUGUUUGCUGCAGUUAUGCUGUCCUGUGAAAUCGUCCUGUUUUUUUAUAUGGUAUUUUUAUGGUACGUGCAAGGUGGUUAAAACGUAUUCAUACUUUAUCUGUUUCAGGCUCUUGAAGUUAUUCUGACUGAACUCAAAAUGUUGAUGGAUGAAGAUAUGGAAGAUGUAUUUGAAUAUGAGAAAGACAUGGAGCUUGGGAGUUAAAGGGACACUAUAGUCAUUAGAACUACUACAGCUUCAUGUACUGGUUCUGGUGUCUGUAGCAUGUCCCUGAAAGCUCAGCAAUGUAAACUCUGCCAUUUCUGAGAAAAGGUGGUGUUCACAAUGCUGCGUAGUAACACCUCUACUGGCUGUCACUCAGGCGGCCACUAGAGGGACUUCCUGGAUUAGGUCCUGCAAUUUUUGCAGGACCUACAUUUAGCAUAUCCACGCUCUGCAUAGAGACCCUGAAUGCUCCCCAUAGAGAUGCAUUGAUUGAAAGUAUCUCUAUGAGCAGAUGCUGAUUGGCACAGCAUUGAUGAUCUCAGCCAUGAAAGGGGGAUAAGCCAUGGUGAGACCAGCGUGGCAAUGGCAAAAAGGUGAAUUAAAUAUAUUUUUCUCCAUUCUGGGGGGGCGGACACCUUAUAAGGUAGUCCAACACCAGGGCAGGCCCGGCACUUUUACAGGGGUGGCAUUUUGUAACCCCUGUACACUGUAAAUGGACUGUUGUGGAGCCUGGGCUGCCAAUGCAUAUAUACCUUGUCCUGUGGAGAGGGGGCCCAGAAGUCUAAUGUUCCCCUCCUGCAGAUUCCUGUCAUCUCCUUUCGUAACACCACAAGAGCGUUGCCGUGGGUUGCCAUGGAAAGCUCAGGCGUUCAUUAUGUGCUGCGCGGAGCUUUGCCAUAGCAACCCACAGCAACGCUCACUCUGUGUUAGGGACCAGGAACCAGACAGAGACAGAACGUAGAUGCAAAAAACCUAUUUAUAAAUAGCAACAAAUGAGAAAAACCAAAAGCAAAGUCCAGGAGGCAAACAGGGAUCAGGCACCAAAGCGGGUAGUCAGAUGAGUCAGAAUCAGGAGAACGGAGAGAAGAGGAGUCAGGAACAAGGCCAGAAGUCAGGAACCAAUAAUAUACAGUAAACAAGAAGUCUUCUGGGAAACAGGAAACCACGCAAGGGCUAGGAGGUCCUGGAACUUGCUGCUUAAAUAGGCUGCACUGAUUAGCAUUGAAGAAGCAUUUCAUCCUUCGACCCAGGCAGCACCAUGUCUUGGGCCGGCCCUGUCCAACACUAUAGUGUUAGGAAUACAUUUUGUGUAUUCCUUCCACUAUAGUGCUCCUUUAAUAGUUGGUAGGAAUACAAAAAAAAUCUUAAUCCCUUCAAUACCAGAUAAGUGAUCCUAUUGGAUUUACUUUGCUUGGAUACUUUGGAUUUAGUAUAUUUAGUGAAUGUUCCUUACACCGUACUGGGGGCCACUGUCUACACAGCUGAAUAGUAGCCAAAAGGAGAGGGGGUUGAAAUGGCUAUAGGCAUUUAUCUUUUCCACUUUAAUGCUAAAUUAUUUAUUAUACAAACAUAUACAUUACGUUAAAAAACAAUGUUGUUGGUAGUUUGCAUAUCUUUCAAAAAAUACCAUCAGAAUCCUUAUAGAAACUCACCGUCGGUGUAAUUUCUAUGUUUAUGUAUUUUUUGUUUUGUUAUGUAGCCACUGCAUAUAAAAAAAGCCCUAUUUGUCCUUCUUGUUUAUUUUUCUGAACCUGCCUAAAUUGCUAGAGAAGGGGUUCUCUAUGAACACUAAUAUGUUCUAUUCUACAUAUUUAUGCAAAGAAUGAAAGAAUAUAUUUAAAAUACGAAUUACCGUAUAUACUCGUGUAUAAGUCGAUCUCAUGUAUAAGUCGAGUGCAGUUUUGUGACCAACAAUUGUGAAAUAUGCUAUGCCUCGUGGAUAAGGCGAGGGUAAAACUUGGGGCUAUGAAAUUCUGUGAUUUUUAUAAUUAUAUACACACACACACUCUGCAUUACACACACACACUCUGCAUUACACACACUCUGCAUUAUAUAAUGCAGAGUGUGUGUGUUUGUGUGAAUGCAGAGAGUGUGUGUGUGUGUAUAUAAUGCAGAGUGUGUGUUUGUAUGAGUGUGUGUAUAAUGCAGUGUGUGUGUGUAUACAAUGCAGAGGGUGUGUUUGUAUGAGUGUGUGUUUGUGUGUGAACUGGGUGGGGGAGGGCAU
Molecule: messenger RNA, 48782 nt
Organism: Pelobates cultripes (western spadefoot toad)
Lineage: Eukaryota; Metazoa; Chordata; Amphibia; Anura; Pelobatidae
Source: the annotation of a GenBank genome assembly